AUGUCUACGAAAGCAGAGCAAUGUAAGUACCAUUAUUUAAAAUGUUCCUAAUAUAUCAUUAUCCACCCAUUUUAUGGUGUAAUUUUCUAGUGAGAAAGCGAAGGAGGGAAGCGGUCCUUGGUGAUGAAACCGCGGUUGCUAAGGCAGGUUGCAACACGUCCUCGCUCUGCAGAGGAUGGCUCUAGGGGCUAGCGUAGGGGAUGCCUAUUUUCUGGCGGUGGUCAACACAACGAUAUGGGUAAACAUAAUAAUAGAUAUUAAGCAUACAUUUUUGAUUGACACGUUGAAAGAAAGGUUGGUGCGGAGACCGAGAUGUAGGUUAUUGGUUUCAAGGUCGAUUUGACAAAUGCUCCGCUAAACAAUAUGGUGGCAUUGGUGAUCAGUAAUGUGUUUGCUUUGCUUGUUCUUUUACUUACUUGACAUAAUAUGAGACGAGUUUUUUCUUCGUCAUUUGCCUCUGAACAGGUGGAUAAGCAUACUGCGGUUACACUGUUUUUGAUCAACUGAAUCAAUGCACAGUGUAAUAAACAAUUGGUGGUUUGUUGUUGUUGUCAAUCAACACGCCUUGGAGAACUCAACAUUACUCAAAUAGGCAUGUGUUACUUGGUUUCGAAUAGGCCUAUAGUAAUAAAUGGAAGAAACAAGUUAAUAUAGGCCCAUCUACAUUUAUUUGGUAUGAAGCCUGCUCAAUAUCGACUUGAAAUAUACUUGGCCAUGUUUGGGGAAAAAUAGAAUGUUAUAUAGGCUACUCUAUGGUCCCAUGUAGGCUAUGUAUUGUAAACAUCACAAGAAAGGGAAAAAAUCACCAUUUGAACUCUAGCCUAUUGUAAUGAAUACUCAGGGAGAAAAAGGUGUAGGUAGAUUCACGCGUAGAGCGCGGCAGGUGUUUAUUUCGCCUUCGCAGAAGGCAGGAAUCGUUGUCACAGGCAGGCAAUGGUCAUAAACAGGUAGGCAAACAGGUAGGAAAAUCAAAAACUAGGACUGAAGGCUAUAACUGGUUCUCACAAACGAGCUAGGAAAAGGCUUAGUAGAGUCAAAACGAACAAUACCUCACAAGGCACAAACAGAAAGAACUGAACUAAAUAAGAGACAGUAGACUUCAAGAUUUUGCACCUUUGCUAAUCUCAUCCACCCAGCAGGCUCUAGCAAGUGAGCCUGUGGAUGAGGUUACACCUUUGCUCACAUUUCUGGUUUUGCAAAUGUGUCUGAAGGUAGCCUACUCAUAUUAGUUAUGUAGUCAUUCAUUGCUAUGAAAUUUGCAAAAAAGAACACACUCCAUACACCCACGAACAGUGCAUUCGGAAAGUAUUCAGACACCUUGACUUUUUCCACAUUUUGUUAUGUUACAGCCUUAUACUAAAAUUGUUUUCCCCCCCUCAUCAAUCUACACACAAUACCCCAUAAUGACAAAGCAAAAAUAGGUUUUUAGAAAUUUUAGCACAUUUAUAAAAAAUAAAAAAACGUAAAUAUACCAUUUGCUUAAGUACACUGCUCAAAAAAAAUAAAGGGAACACUAAAAUAACACAUCCUAGAUCUGAAUGAAUGAAAUAAUCUUAUUAAAUACUUUUUUCUUUACAUAGUUGAAUGUGCUGACAACAAAAUCACACAACAAUUAUCAAUGGAAAUCAAAUUUAUCAACCCAUGGAGGUCUGGAUUUGGAGUCACCCUCAAAAUUAAAGUGGAAAACCACACUACAGACUGAUCCAACUUUGAUGUAAUGUCCUUAAAACAAGUCAAAAUGAGGCUCAGUAGUGUGUGUGGCCUCCACAUGCCUGUAUGACCUCCCUACAACGCCUGGGCAUGCUCCUGAUGAGGUGGCGGAUGGUCUCCUGAGGGAUCUCCUCCCAGACCUGGACUAAAGCAUCCGCCAACUCCUGGACAGUCUGUGGUGCAACGUGGCGUUGGUGGAUGGAGCGAGACAUGAUGUCCCAGAUGUGCUCAAUUGGAUUCAGGUCUGGGGAACGGGCGGGCCAGUCCAUAGCAUCAAUGCCUUCCUCUUGCAGGAACUGCUGACACACUCCAGCCACAUGAGGUCUAGCAUUGUCUUGCAUUAGGAGGAACCCAGGGCCAACCGCACCAGCAUAUUGUCUCACAAGGGGUCUGAGGAUCUCAUCUCAUCUGUUGCAGGCAGCAGAACGUUCUCCACGGCGUCUCCAGACUCUGUCAUGUCUGUCACAUGUGCUCAGUGUGAACCUGCUUUCAUCUGUGAAGAGCACAGGGCGCCAGUGGCGAAUUUGCCAAUCUUGGUGUUCUCUGGCAAAUGCCAAAACGUCCUGCACGGUGUUGGGCUUUAAGCACAACCCCUACCUGUGGACGUCGGGCCCUCAUACCACCCUCAUGGAGUCUGUUUCUGACCGUUUGAGCAGACACAUGCACAUUUGUGGCCUGCUGGAGGUCAUUUUGCAGGGCUCUGACAGUGCUCCUCCUGCUCCUCCUUGCACAAAGGCGGAGGUAGCAGUCCUGCUGCUGGGUUGUUGCCCUCCUACGGCCUCCUCCACGUCUCCUGAUGUACUGGCCUGUCUCCUGGUAGCGCCUCCAUGCUCUGGACACUACGCUGACAGACACAGCAAACCUUCUUGCCACAGCUCGCAUUGAUGUGCCAUCCUGGAUGAGCUGCACUACCUGAGCCACUUGUGUGGGUUGUAGACUCCGUCUCAUGCUACCACUAGAGUGAAAGCACCGGCAGCAUUCAAAAGUGACCAAAACAUCAGCCAGGAAGCAUAGGAACUGAGAAGUGGUCUGUGGUCACCACUUGCAAAACCAGUCCUUUAUUGGGGGUGUCUUGCUAAUUGCCUAUAAUUUCCACCUGUUGUCUAUUCCAUUUGCACAACAGAAUGUGCAAUUUAUUGUCAAUCAGUGUUGCUUCCUAAGUGGACAGUUUGAUUUCACAGAAGUGUGAUUGACUUGGAGUUACAUUGUGUUGUUUAAGUGUUCCCUUUAUUUUUUUGAGCAGUGUAUUAAGACCCUUUACUCAGUACUUUGUUGAAGCACCUUUGGCAGCGAUUACAGCCGUAAGUCGUUUUGGGUGUGACGCUACAAGCUUGGCACACCUGUAUUUGGGGAUUUUCUCCCAUUCUUCUCUGCAGAUCCUCUCAAGCGCUGUCAGGUUGGAUGGGGAGCGUCGCUGCACAGCUAUUUUCAGGUCUCUCCAGAGACGUUAGAUCGGGUUCAAGUCCGGGCUCUAGCUGGGCCACUCAAGGACGUUCAGAGACUUGUCCCUAAACCACUUCUGCGUUGUCUUGGCUGUGUGCUUAGGGUCGUUGACCUGUUGGAAGGUGAACCUUCGCUCCAGUCUGAGGUCCUGAGCGCUCUGGAGCAGGUUUUCAUCAAGGAUCUCUCUGUACUUUGCUCUGUUCAUCUUUCCCUCGAUCCUGACUAGUCUCCCAGUCCCUGCUGCUGAAAAACAUCCCCACAUGAUGCUGCCACCACCAUGCUUCACCGUAGGUAUGGUGCCAGGUUUCCUCCAGACGUGACGCUUGGCAUUCAGGCCAAAGAGUUCAGUCUUGGUUUCAUCAGACCAGAGAAUCUUGUUUCUCAUGGUUUGUGAGUCGUUUAGGUGCCUUUUAGCAAACUCCAAGUGGGCUGCCAUGUGCCUUUUAUUGAGGAAUGGCUUCUGUCUGGCCACUCUACCAUAAAGGCCUAAUUGGUGGAGUGCUGCAGAGAUGGUUGUCCUUCUGGAAGGUUCUCUCAUCUCCACAGAGGAACUCUGGAGCUCUGUCAGAGGGACCAUCAGGUUCUUGGUCACCUCCCUGACCGAGGCCCUUCUCCCCCGAUUGCUCAGUUUGGCUGAGCGGCCAGCUCUAGGAAGAGUUUUGGUGGUUCCAAACUUCUUCCAUUUAAGAAUGAUGGAGGCCACUGUGUUCUUGGUGACCUUCAAUGCUGCAGAAUGUUUUGGUACCCUUCCCUAGAUCUGUGCCUCGACACAAUCCUGUCUCGGAGCUCUACGGACAAUUCCUUCGACCUCAUGGCUUGGUUUUUGCUCUGACAUGCACUGUCAGCUGUGGGACCUUAUAUAGACAGGUGUGUGCCUUUCCAAAUCAUGUGCAAUCAAGUUGUAGAAACAUCUCAAGGAUGAUCAAUGGAAACAGGCUGCACCUGAGCUCAAUUUCGAGUCUCAUAGCAAAGGGUCUGAAUACUUAUGUAAAUAAGCUUUUUUAUUUUGAAUAAAUUAGCCAAAGAAAUUAAAACCUGUUUUUGCUUUGUCAUUAUGGGGUAUUGUGUGUAGAUUGAUGAGGAAAACAAUUAAUUUAAUCCAUUUUAGAAUAAGGCUGUUACGUAACAAAAUGUGGAAAACGUGAAGGGGUCUGAAUACUUUCUGAAUGCACUGUAUAUAACCUAAACACACUAAUUUACUUACACAUACACACACACACACACACCCUCCCCCACACAAAAACAAAGCCUGUCGGUGUUAUUGUUAUUUUUGGGACUUGUCAUUUGCAGGUCAGCGAGAGCUAAACACUACCACCUCUCUGAGUCACAAAAUGGCACCAAAAUGACCCACUCCAGGGCUGGUUGUGACCUAGCUGGCCAAACACAAAGGUCACUUAAAGAGAGACAAUGAAGGUGCCACAGAGACCCUGACCCUUUGCCAUGCUUAUGGGGCAGCAUAUCAAUGACCAGGCUUAUACUGUACCAACAAUAACCCAUCGGCCACCCCCCUCCCCCUGAUUUGAUAAAGGCUUUCAUCAGAUUUCAUAUGUUUAUCACUCUGCUCUUUAUCUUGUUUAGUUGCCUCUAAGAUACGAUACUUGCAAGAGUAUCACAACCGCGUGCAACACAAUAUUUACCCCGUGCCCUCCGGAACAGACAUUGCAAACACACUGAAAUACUUUUCCCAAACCCUGCUCAGGUAAGUACCCUGCGCUGGAACCACAGGUGAAGUAACAGAGUCUAACAGUAUUUGAUGUUUAGUUUCAGAGGAGAGGUGACUGGGGUUAAGCCUAAUUCUAAUACAUGCACAGCAUCAUGACAGCAUUAUUGCUGGUAGGAAGUCAGUUGGAAUUAAAAGAUAGAAGUGGAAUAAUGGGAAACGGUAUUCUACAAUGUAACUUUAUAGUGUGCAUUGUCAUUUAAGGAUCCUAGUUGAAAACCCCCCUGGUAAUUUUCAGAGAGGGAAUAGUCUUGCUCCAUCCUCUGCCUUUGUGAUACCAUAUGCUUCAUGUUUCUGUAUGAGGACCAUGAUCCUACAGUAUCUCAUCACUGAUAGUGCAGUAAGAAUCAACAACAUGAUCCUACAGUAUCUCAUCACUGAUAGUGCAGUAAGAGUCAACAACAUGAUCCUACAGUAUCUCAUCACUGAUAGUGCAGUAAGAGUCAACAACAUGAUCCUACAGUAUCUCAUCACUGAUAGUGCAGUAAGAGUCAACAACAUGAUCCUACAGUAUCUCAUCACUGAUAGUGCAGUAAGAAUCAACAACAUGAUCCUACAGUAUCUCAUCACUGAUAGUGCAGUAAGAGUCAACAACAUGAUCCUACAGUAUCUCAUCACUGAUAGUGCAGUAAGAGUCAACAACAUGAUCCUACAGUAUCUCAUCACUGAUAGUGCAGUAAGAGUCAACAACAUGAUCCUACAGUAUCUCAUCACUGAUAGUGCAGUAAGAGUCAACAACAUGAUCCUACAGUAUCUCAUCACUGAUAGUGCAGUAAGAGUCAACAACAUGAUCCUACAGUAUCUCAUCACUGAUAGUGCAGUAAGAGUCAACAACAUGAUCCUACAGUAUCUCAUCACUGAUAGUGCAGUAAGAGUCAACAACAUGAUCCUACAGUAUCUCAUCACUGAUAGUGCAGUAAGAGUCAACAACAUGAUCCUACAGUAUCUCAUCACUGAUAGUGCAGUAAGAGUCAACAUGAUCCUACAGUAUCUCAUCACUGAUAGUGCAGUAAGAGUCAACAACAUGAUCCCCCUCUUGUCAUGCCAUGGCUGUUUGGAAUAGUAUGCUCAAAUUGAGACAAGCCAAAAAUGGCAACUUUGGCAGAUUUUAGUUGUGUUGAUGUUGUCUGCAAGUAGGAGGUUAUAAAUGUUAAUAAUGAUGUUAUCUUGCUGAUUAUACCGGGUAUGGUUUGUAUUAUAUUUUAGAAAAAACUAACAAAAAUAAAUAGGCAAUUUCAACCCCUCUGUAGGUUCAGUGGUAGCUUCUCCUUAGAGUACAGUCCCAUGGAUCCUGUAUCUCAUCCGAGGGGCUAGAAGAGUCUGAUCCCGGCUCUUGGUCAUGACAAGGCCCCUGUUUGUGACAGUAGGCCAAUGAGAAAACAAAUGCCUUGGCAGAUAGGUUGUCAGCAAGUAGGAGGCAUUAUAGGUCAAUAAGAGUAUCUGACUAUUUAGGUUGUUGAUUUUGAGCAACAUAAUAGGAAAAUCUGUGGUUGUGUACUUUCUAAGAACAUUCCUUAGGCCAGUUCACUCCCAAAGGGUGCGGAGAAUAUGGAUUAUGGCUCCUUUUGAAGUCCACACAGUGGACUGUGACAGUAGGUGAUGAAAACAUGUCCGCUGCAACAGUAUGAAGCCAAGCAAAACAUUGGUAAAGUAUCGUGAUCUUUGGCUUGAGUCUGAGCAGAGCUCAGUCUAGCAAAGAGUGUGCUUUGAUAAGCUGGCAUCAUCAUUGGCACAGUAUUAAGGGUGGGAUGUAAAUGGAUUUGUGUCCGCAGCAUGUUGUACGUAAUACUUUUACGAAUGACAAUUGUGGUCCUGUGAGGCGCAGUAUCGUUGGAGUGGUGACAGGGCGUGAUUCGAGCCUGUGUGUGGCAGCAUGUUAACUCGAAUGACAAUGGUGUCUGUGGAGGCGCCAGUAGUAUCGUGGAGUGUGAAGGGAUCAUGCUUGGUAUAUACUGUAAACAUUCGCCUCAUGUUUUCCUUGAGCCAAAUCUCCUCCCUCCCAACUCACACAUCAAGCCAUGCCUCCCACAUUGAAACCACUCUGCACUGCUCAGUAGACUCUCAGACAUUCAGACAGACACCUGUGUUUCAUUGGCCUGGGGUGCACUGAGGCUUGAAAACUGGAACGAGCAUAUGUCAGGUUCCUGAAAAAGAAAGUAUCCCGCACAGACAGAGGAUGGAGUGGCCAAAUGAAUAUUUAAUGAAUUCUGCAGCAUAGAAAGAUAUCAGUGUAAGACAAUGACGGUAUUGGUGUAAAGGGAUGGGGCUACCCAUGGGCUCAAUUUAAGGGGGUAUACCCCAAGAGGGUGCCAUGUAACAUGUCCUAUAUUAGUCAAGGAUGAUGUAGUUGCCAGAUUUUCCUCCCAGCCAGUCAUCUAGAAAGUAACACAUACCAGCCAAGCUCUCUAGCUCUCUGCAUCAAUGAGCCAUGGAUUCACAGUAACCCUGACCCCAUGCCAAAUUCCAUCACUCAUUAGAGUGACUGUGAGGAACCAAGAUUCAGUCUGACACUGAAUCAAGAUAAUGUAACGUAUCAUAGUAUAAUGGAAUGUUACUCAUUCAUAGUUCCUCUUGAACCUUGCCUGGCAUGAACAAGUCACACUCAAAGGAAAUCAAAAAUCUCACAUCUAGCUAUUUGAGAAACAAAAAACAGGGGCCAUUACAGCAUUAUAUCCCCUAGCUAAUGCUUAGUUACAUUCAUGUAACUUAUCAUCAGUGGCUCACUCAUGCUUGAGCGCAACUACAUAUUGCCACAGUUAGAGAAAACAUUUGGAAGAUAGCGAUGCUUUAAUUGGAAGUGUAGGAUGUUUUAUCUGAUCUAAGACGUGUGUCUAACUGUGUGUGCAUAAUGUGAGUCUGUGGGGUUUGUCUGUGUGCAUGUCUGUGUGUUUGUGUGUGUGUGUGGGUGUGUUCAAUUGAAUUCUGCAGUUUGAUAUGUGCAAAGAGGGCAGUGAUAUUAAGUCAUACUCCACAAGAUAUAAAGCUGAUCCCCCCCCAUUGUUAAACUGACUAUCCAUUCCAACUCCCCGAGAAAAACUGUAAAACAAUGUACUCUGGUUACUGGUAUUUAAAAUUGUCCAACAUGGCCGAAUUCUUACGGAGUAUAACUUUCAGGGGAAUCGUCAGAGUGAAGAAAGUGUUAAAUUAUGUUUAUAUUGUAAAAUGUCAUAAUAUUCUGUAUUUCUACGCUAGAAUCCCCUUACUCACUGCACCUCUAGAAAUGCUAUACCUCUAUCUCUAUGAAUGACCUUUCAAAAACAAUACAUCAGAAUUUGUAAUCUGUGCUCUCAUGCUAAGUACCUCCAAAUAAUUUUACUGAUAGACCAGCUUUGUUUAAAAAAAUUAAGUUUAGUAAAAGAGAAGGGCAAAUCCACCCUCCCACCCCACCCCCACCCCCACCCCCAUCCCCACCCACACACACACACUAACCAACCAACUAGUUCUCCCAUCUCUCUAAAUGGUGAGAUAUCCACCUUGCCAGGGGACAGAAAACACAAACGUCCAUCCCACAUUAGCUCACCAAACAUAAUGCUAUGGUCAUCCUGUUUGAAACAACCUAUUCCUUUGUCAUUAUAGUUUCUCCCCUACCGUAGAUUAGUUCUUACAAUUAUUUUAGAGACUUGAAUCCAUAUGCCUGUUGGAUCUCAUUAUUUCUCCUGAUGAUACUGAUACAGUAUCAUAAUGUAUGCAUACGGACAUUUCUCUGGUGCAAUAAACAUGUGUUGUGACCCAGGAAUUCUUAUCUAACCUCACACACAUGUUUAUUACUAGCUGAAGCAUGUUUCAAAAGUGCCACCUCUGUAUUUUCCCUAACCGAUUUGGUGUAGCUCCCAUCCUUCACCACAGCCUCACAAAACAGGAUAUAUAUCCCUGAGAUACAUCAUGGCCCAUUGGCCUCUCUGUAUGACUACUGCUGAAUUGAUCUGAUUGGAAUAUAGCAGCCAUAGAGGGAAAACCAUUAGCAGUUUCCCCUUUGGAGAAGUAUGGGGUUGCCACUGAAAACAUGCAAUUUUUUAUAUUUUUGCUCCUUGUCACCAGAUACGCAUGAGAUGCAGUGAUCAUUGCAGUUUUUGCAAACGUUUCUGUUCAUAUUUUUUGUUUUUAGAAGACAAAGAUGUACAAAAAGUGAAAUAGAAAAUUAAAGUAAUUCUAUAUGACACUGAACAGAUAAAGCAGGGAACAAUUCCCAAUGCCUUCAGUGAAAUAUUAGCGACACUGCAUCCUAUGUGGGGUCUAUCUGGGUUUGUUGUUUUCUAUUUACCCUGUCUCUGUAGUGCCAUUUCAAUGUAAUGUGCUGUUUCUUUGUUUCUUUGUUGUCUCUUUUUUUCCCUUGUUCCCCCUCCCCUCUCCCUCCUCACCCCCGGAGCAGCAUUCUGUCCCGCACAGGCAGGAAGGAGAACCAGGAAGCUUCCAAUUUGGCCGUGCCCAUGACCAUGUGUCUUUUUCCUGUGCCAUUCCCACUCACCCCAUCUCUAAGACCACAAGUCAGUUCCAUCAACCCUACAGUUACUCGCUCCCUCCUUUACAGCGUUCUGCGUGAUGCCCCAUCAGACCGCGGGGGGCAGGGGCAGCAGAGUCGGGACGCUCAGCUCUCAGAGUACCCCUCUCUGGACUAUCAGGGGCUCUAUGCGACCCUCGUGACCCUGCUUGACCUGGUGCCCCUGCUGCAGCACGGUCAGCAUGGUGAGUGAAGUCAGGGUCUUCUCUGUACAUGUCCAUCGCCCCCCGACCAUCUUUCUUGACGAUAUGAAACUGCCUUUUCUGGCCUCAUUUCCUCCAAGAGAGGAGUCCCACAGAGGAUCUAAAGGGAUGCAUGGGGUGAUGGGGAACACGCUGGAUCCUGACAGCUCACUUUGUUGAUAACAUAGAAUAACCUGGAAUUUACAGACAUACUGUAGUACUGUAUACAUGUAUUAACUGUUUGCUUUCUCUUUUUAAAUGAGUAUGUUAAAUUGGAAAAAUGCAUUGAAAAUGGAAAUGUAUCUGCAAAAAAAGCAAUUUUAAAGGUUAAAUUGCUAUGGCCAGCAUAUGUUGUGUAUCUAUUAACUGCACCAGGGAAUAGUAAUAUGUCAAUAGCAAGUCUGUGAAUAUAUCUGAGUAUAUAGAAUGUUUGCAACAGCAGUGUUUCAUGAAUAAUUGAUCCGUAAAAAAAAAACGUAAAAGCAUUAAAGCCUGUCUUCUUGACUAGAAAGCACUACCCUUUGCUGAGGGCAAACAUCAGUUUCACAAUGCUCUCUCAGGAUGUUGUUGUAUUUAUACCAAACCUGGGUUCAAAUAUGAUUUCAGGUAUUUCAAUUACUUUUCAAUAUAUUUCAAAACAAGUAUUCAGAUAAAUCUUUAUUUGAAAAAACAAGUAUUGGAAUAUUGGAAUGUAUUUGGAAAUACACUCAAAUACACUCCCAAUUGAAAAACAAGUUAUGAAAUACUUUCAAAUUCAAGUUGGUCGUCUAUUUGAUUUUUACAAAUAACCAUUCAAAACCAAUAAAAGUACUUGUUUUGGGAUGUGUAUUUGAAAAUACUCAAAAACACAGAAAGAAAGUAUUUACUCAAAUACACAUAUAUUUGAACAGGUCUGAUUUAUACAAAUUCUAUAUUUAUGCAUUUUCUUUAGGUUUUAAUGCUAUAUUUUUUUAUUUACUUUGGAACAUAUGUAAAUUUCAUUGGAUUACUGUCUCUCUCUGUGUUUGUUCGUUUUGGCUCUCCCAUCAGAUCUGGGACAGUCCAUAUUUUACACAACAACUUGCCUCCUGCCCUUUCUCAGUGACGAUAUUCUCAGCACUUUACCCUACACUAUGAUCUCCACUUUAGCUACAUUCCCCCCAUUCCUGCACAAAGACAUCAUUGAGUACCUGAGCACCUCUUUCCUCCCAAUGGCUAUAUGUGAGUACAGCCACUCUGUAUCGAACAUCCAUCUACAUGCAUGUGAAAAAUAACACUUUGUUUAAUUCAAGACAAGUCAUUAAGUGGGGUAAAUAUAAUAGAAUAUCAGUAGUCAUACCUAUUUAGCAGAAAUGUCAGCAUGCAUCACCAUAUCAAAGGAACUGCUUGGUUGCUGUCCCACUGUAUGCACUACCUCAUGAGGUUUAGGUUCUUUUAUUUUCUGCCCUUCUUUAGUGGGUUCCACUAGAAGAGAAGGGGGCGUCCCAGCAUAUGUCAAUCUCUCUGCCUCCUCUAUGCUAAUGAUUGCUAUGCAGUACACUUCCAACCCAGGUAAACCUUUAAAUUAGGUUAUCCCCAACCAGUACGUCACAGUUUUUCUGUCCAGUAUAGCACAGCCUGUCUUUUGAUUAAUGUACUGUGCGCUAUGUUGUACCUGUCACCUGCGUGACUUGAAUCUCUGUCGAUUUGUUUCCAGUAUACCACUGUCAGUUGUUGGAGUGUCUUAUGAAGCACAAGCAGGAAGUGUGGAAGGUAUAUGUCACAAAUUGAAUGUGUCAUGAUAGGUUAGAUGCCCAAACAACUCUCUCAUACAGAUGUAGGAUCUUCAUUUAUUCACCCUGUUGCAGGAUAACUUUCCUGUAUUUGAGGUUUAUAUUUAAGGUUAAAAAAGGCUUCUGAAGUUUGUAAUUUCCACUGAAUUUCAGACUUGAUUUUCACUUGAGAAAAAUGUAUCAACCCCUACAAAAAUGUCCAUUACACAUAAUAAUUCACAUUUCCUGUUGCUGUAGGAUUAUUUCCCUGCUGUAGCAAACUUGCUCAAAUUAAGAUCCUACAUCUGUAGAUAUGGAAAGUGUCAGUGAAUAGCUUUGUGACGGUCUUAAACGUUAGCUCAUCACUAUGGCCUGUGUUGUGCUGUGGCAGGACCUACUGUAUGUCAUAUCCUAUGGACCAUCCCAAGUCAAGCCUCCAGCCGUGCAGAUGCUCUUUCAUUAUUGGCCAAACCUAAAGCCCCCAGGAGCCAUCAGUGAAUACAGUGGACUGCAGUACACAGGUGAGGGGCUUAUGGUCUGCCUGUCAGGCUGUGCUUGUAUGCAAUACAGGUGGAUUAUUUUUAUUUGAUCACCCUGUUGCAGGAGAACUUUCCUGCAAUACAGGACAUUUAAAACUUGUAGUGUAUUUGAGGUUUAAAAUGGCUUCUGAAGUUUGUAAUUUCCACUUUGAAAUUUCAGACUUGAUUUUCCCUUACGAAAAAUGUAUCAACCUCUACAAAAAUGUCCAUUAAUUAUAAUCCACAAAAUAAUUCACAUUUCCUGUUGCUGCAGGAUUAUUUUUCUGCUGUAGCAAAUUGUCUCAAAAUAAGAUCCUACAUCUGUAGAUCUCAGGUUGCAGCAGUCUAACCUCCUCCCACACUACUUUCCCCUUUCCUCCUUUCCCUCUAUUCUAUUUUCUCCUGCCACAGCCUGGAACCCCAUCCAUUGCCAACACAUUGAGUGUCACAAUGCCAUCAAUAAACCUGCUGUCAAGGUAAUGUCUGAGUAACUACUGUAGCCAAUAUAAAACACAUACAAGACCAAUAUACUCAAUACUCAGUGAGAACAUCCAUUCUGUACACAAACAUAAAGUGAAUACACAAAGUAUGUGCCAGAUUGCCAUGGUGUGUUAAAGCGUCUUCAUGUUUGCUGCUGUAAGCGCAACAUUAAAUGAGCCAGGGAUUGCUUGAGUCACUGUGGUAGAUCCGUGGGGUAAUGAUAUCAGUGGCCACGCGACUCAAGGCCUGUUUGCUAUGCUCAGCCUGUCUCUGCUCAACUGUGCUAAAAACUGACAAGUAGAGCAGAGACAGGAAUGGGCAGGGACAGGGGCCGGAUUUCAAUUACCCAGGAGCACAGAGGGGGUGUAUGAGGGGGGGCUAAUUGGAAGCGAUGACCCCAUGCCGCCCCUGAGGAUAGGGCGCCUAUAAGCGAGAGCAGUAAAUAACAGAACACAAUCUGAGCAUCCAGGCCAUAAGCACUGUAGCUUAAUACAAGGCCAUGCACAGAUCAUAGAUGAUAGAACAGAGACAUAUGCAUGCAGCCAGCCGCAGACUAAAGGCAAGCAGAGGCAGGUAAAGAGGACAUUAUACACACACACAUUUAUUUGAGUUGGAGGUGUGGUACACUCUUCUUAUGACCCCUACAGUUAGAUAUCACUGCUACUACUGUAUAUUCCAUCUGGAUUCUGUAACUGUCUGUUGUCGCACUAUAGAUGUGCAUCGACCCCACCCUCUCCGUUGCCCUGGGAGACAAGCCCCCUCCUCUAUACAUCUGUGAGGAGUGCAGCCAAAGGAUAGCAGGGUAUGUUAUUGUAACCUCUUUCUCUCCACAAAGAUGCCAUUCCAAACAUCACCUGCUGUCUGCUUCAUUAUUCUGGUCUUUAUCACAAGGGAGAAGCAUCACCAUGGUUAUGUAAUUCCAUUGCUGGAAGUGUGUUUUCAACUCUGAGGUAGUCUCAGCUAACUAUAAUUUGAUUUAUAUAUUCGUGUGACCUUUACAGAGACCAUUCAGAAUGGCUUGUUGAUGUGCUCUUGCCCCAAGGUGAGUGUUAGCAAACGAGUAUUAGCAUUCAGGUUGCCAUCUCUCUCUCUCUCUCUCUCUCUCUCUCUCUCUCUCUCUCUCUCUUUCUCUCUCUCUCUCUCUCUCCCUCUCUUACACACAUACACAAGCACACACACAUGUACCUCAAAAUACCCCCAAAAUAGAGUUGUGUAGGGAGGUGGAAGUUAUUUUGGCUGAGUGAACCCAUUGUCUGUCUGUAUGUUAUGUUGAAUACCUCUGUGGCCUCAUUUUUACAGCUGAGAUAUCUGCUAUUUGUCAAAAGAAGGUAAGACAUGAACGUUGGUGCAUUGAUAUGUGUUUGUGUUUGUAUUUGUUUGUGCUCUCAUCAGCUCAUGCACUAUUCAUAGUGGUAUAUCUCAUGGCUAAAAAAGAGUACCCCUUUUUUCUUCAUAUUAGAGCAACAAGUGAAGUAGACUGGUAGAGUAUAAUUGUUUGCUAGUAUUUGUUACUUCUCUGUUGGAUGGCUUUGCUUACAUAAUCAUGGACUGUGCCUGUGCCUCCCUUGCUAUGUCAUUGCUGGUUGUGUAUAAAUAUCAAGCCUUCAUGCAAACAUCCACCCAGUGUUAAUUUAACCAUGACCAGUAAAACUGCUGUGUAAUUGAUUUGAGGACAGGAGAGGUAACCACCUGUGUCAUUUCAAGUGGUGGAGAAAGAAACACUAUGCUAGCCUGCUACAGGCUAACGGGGCCCAAAGAAGCUACAAACUUGCACUUCGACAUUUCAAAUAGCAAACCAUUACAUUUAUCUCUGAAGUGUUUAAGGACUGUGCUCUUUCAUUUGGAGAGUCCAUUCACUGGAACACUCCGUUCAUUACUUGUCUGAUGGAUGGCCCAGUCUUAAUGGAACUGGCAGGGCAUGAUGUUUGUUCCGGAACACAGUCCCAAAGGCAUAAAAGUUCCCCCUUGGUUCCCACGGAGACUGACACACAAAUCUGUCAGGUAGUGUAUCAAAUAAAAUAAAAUAAAAUGUUAUUUGCGGCGAAUACAACGGGUGUAGACUUAACCGUGAAGUGGUUGCCCUUCACAACGAUGCAGAGAUAAAAAAAUUAUAAUAAAAAGAAAAGACUAAGCUGAGCAGCCACCCAGGGUUGUCAUGGGAAACAGCUGUCCUACAUCCAGUUCAUCCAGCAGUAGUUUUAAUCCUCACACAGCCUUUUCAAUAGGCUUUGUCCCACUGCAGAAAGCCCUUUAAACUCUUACCUGGAUCCAUGCCAGCUCUCUCAUUAUCAGCACACACAUUACUGUUCUAUCUGAGAGUUGAUUGCUUGUCAGAGUUACAUCUAGAAUAGGGAUUGCUUUCACAGUGAUCUGCAGUUACAGUAUAAGAUAUACUGUAGUGCAGUGUUCCCCAACUGGCGGCACGCAGGCUGAAUUUUGCACACAGGUGAUUUUAUUUGGCCCCCCAAGUUUUCUGAGCAAAAUAGUUUUUUAUUUGUUUUUGUUGGACAUAGAAGACUGUAAAAACACCAGUAAAUCAGCUCCAAGUGAUACGAAUUUUAGACAUCUGUUCCAAAGCAUGCACACCCAAAAUUACACUAAGUGAAAGAACACCAUUCAUUCUUUUAAUUUAGGAUGUUUAAACAUCAAUUAAUUUAUUGAGGCAUAGGACCAUUUUAGGAUAGCUUUUUUCACUUAAAUGGUAAAAACAGUUUAUUAGGAUUUUAAUAUUUUCUCAGUUUAUAAGUGAUACGAGGAGUUGUUGUAUCUCAUUGUCCCCCCUCUGUCUUGUAGAACUGUAGCUCUCAUGUCAGGAGGGCGGUUGUCACCUGCUUCUCAGCUGGUUGCUGCGGGCGCCAUGGCAACCGGCCUGUCCGCUACUGCAAGCGUUGCCAUGUCAACCACCACAGCAGCGAGGUGGGGGCUGCGGCGGAGACCCAUCUUUACCAGACCUCCCCACCUCCCAUCAACACCCGUGAGUGUGGGGCAGAGGAGUUGGUGUGCACUGUGGAGGCUGUUAUCAGGUAAACACCACAGCAUCACAGACAACACAGGCAACCAACCGCAUGCUUCACAGUAGCACUGUAUUCAACCACAGUUAUAUCUCUAUCACUAUCCGUCUAUCUAUCUCCCUCUGUCUUUCUGUCUGUCUCACUCUUUAUUCCCAUUCUCUCCAUCUAUCUAUCAACAUCAGUCUACUGAAGGAGGCAGAGAUCCACGCGGAGCUACGUGAGUUUGAGCUGAACAGGCGUCGUCAGAUGGGCCUGUCUGCCUCCCACCACUCCCUGGACAACAUCGACUUUGACAACAAGGAGGACGACCAGCACGACCAGAGGCUCCUCAGUCAGUUUGGCAUCUGGUUCCUGGUGCGUGGCUCGCUGGUCUACCACUCACUAUCGCAGUCGUGAGAUUAGGAUGUUGACACACCUGUCUGGGCUCUUAUUACCAGCCUAUGCUGUACUCUCUUCAUAGUGCAACAUUAUAAUGCUUUAACCGUAUCUGUCUCCAAUCUUGGAAGCCCCUGACUGACCAUGUUACACCCCAUCCUUGCCCCCACCCCUGUAGGUGAGCCUGUGCACCCCCAGUGAGAACACGCCCACGGAGAGCCUGGCGCGGCUUGUGAGCAUGGUGUUCCAGUGGUUCCACUCCACAGCCUACAUGAUGGACGACGAGGUGGGCUCCCUGGUGGAGAAGCUCAAGCCCCAGUUUGUCACCAAGUGGCUGAAGACCGUGUGUGACGUGCGCUUCGACGUCAUGGUGAUGUGCCUGCUGCCCAAACCGGUGGAGUUUGCCAGGGUGAGGAGGAGUGGGGAAGGAGAAGGGGGGUUGGAGGGUAAAGGCGGUUGAGCUUCAGGGAGUGUUUGUGAGGGGUUGUAGGGUGUAAUGUUGGGUGUAGGGUAGUAUGAGGUUAGGACUGUUUCUCUGGGGACAAUGCACACUGGAGGUACAACGUGUGAUGGUUGUGUUUCUUGGUGAAUAUCCCCCAUGGUUAUACCUGACCUUGUGUAUGUGUCUGUGUAUCCAUAUCCCCAGGUGGGGGGUUACUGGGAUAAGUCUUGCAGCACGGUGACCCAGCUGAAGGAGGGGCUGAACCGGAUCCUGUGCCUGAUCCCCUACAAUGUGAUCAGCCAGCCGCUGUGGGAGUGCUUCAUGCCAGAGUGGCUGGAGGCCAUCCACACUGAGGUGCCUGACCAGCAGCUCAAGGAGUUCAGAGAAGUGCUCAGGUACUGUAUACUGGACCUCCUCCAAGUCACCUAGUUCACUGUACCACCUCAAUGGGUUCCUAUGGUUACUGAUCACGCAGAAAUAAUUUUCUGUCUUAUGAGAAAAUAGAAUGUUAUGUGAAAUGUAAUGUGACUAUGUGUAACACACAGUGAAAAUGGUUUCCAUUGUCUCACCUGCUAGUGAUACACCAAAGAGGAUAUACCAAAUGCUCAGCUCUAAAAGCUUGGAACCUCCCUCCUCUCCCCUCUGUUCCCCCUGCAGCAAGAUGUUUGACAUUGAGCUGUGCCCUCUGCCCUUCUCCAUGGAGGAGAUGUUUGGGUUCAUUAGCUGCAGGUUCUCAGGCUACCCAGCAUCUGUGCAGGAGCAGGCUCUGCUCUGGCUGCAUGUAAGUAUAAGGCCUGUUGCUGUUUACGAGGAUCCAUUUCAUAUUGUCUGGUUGAAAUGAAAUGAACAGGUUGUCAUGAUGUGUGAGUGCCUGGGCAGGGGCUGUACUGAAUAUGGAACUGAGUCACACGGCCAGCAUGAGACCGGAGUUCUGAGAGUGAGAGAGGAGGGAUUUUGCUUUUGAUUCCAUAUGCACUCACAGCCUGCUGUCCUAUAUACGUGGAAGGGUUUUCAAGUUUUCUGUCACGACUGUGAUAACAGACACCAAAGUAAUUCAAUCUGACUAUAUAGGUCACACUCAAAGCAGAAAUACAGGAGUCUGUGUAGUGUACUACAUUCACAUUUUUAUCUGCUUAUAUAUGUUUUCUCUUUUACCUCUCUUAAUGUCUAUGUUGUUUGUUUGUUUGUGUGUUUUAUAUGUGUGUGUAAACCUGUUUUUGUCAUUAAUGUGUCUUGUGUUUGGUGUGCAUCUUUGUGUGUUCUCUUGUGUGUUUGUGUACCUGUUGGUGUAUGUGUGUGUGUGUGUGUGUGUGUGUGUGUGUGUGUCUGGUUGGACACAGGUGUUGUCAGAGCUGGACAUUGUGGUGCCUCUGCAGCUGUUAAUCGGGAUGUUCUCUGACGGGGUGAACUCUGUGAAGGAACUGGCCAAUCAGAGAAAGACUCGAGUCUCAGAUCUAACUGGCGAAAAUACUGAGGCUCGGAGGGUGAGAUAUCGUACUAGUCAUCAACUCCCAUGCAAAACCACCUCAAUGCCACAGAAAUAAGCUAUUAUCGCUCACAUUUCCUCUCUCUGAAUAAACAGUAAGAGCAGAACAAAUGAGCAGUUACAAAUUACAGUUUACAUCCACAAUCUGAAAAUGCUUGUUAUCUAUCUACCCAGCUAGCACAUAAUGUUCUGAGAACCCAUAUGUUUCUUAGAGCUUGGUGAGAGCGUGGUUGUCCUAUGGUUAUUUUGCAUACAACCUUCCCACAACUUUCUGGGAAUGGUGCAGGAUAGUUGCUUGGCUUUGGAACAUUCUCAGCACGUUAAAGGAACUUUACAAAAAUACUUUAUUUUCUGGGUAUUUCAUUACUUUAACAGAACGUUUCCUAAAAGUACAAACAUGGUUACAUUUAAUGUAACCAAUUUUGGAUAUGUUCUAGGAACAUUCUCCAACUGGUUUGGCAUUGGGAAUGUUCUCAAAUAGUUCAGAGAACGUUAAGAAACAACAUUAUACUGUGGGAAUUUCAAUACUUCAGCAUAACGUUUUCUGCAGGUUUCCUCAUGGUUCUAUUUAAAGUAAUGUCCUCAGAACAUUAAGAAAACUUUCCUUAAAAACCACAAGCAAACCUUAGUAACGUUCAAAGAACAUUUUAGUAAUGUUAUUUAAAAACAUACAUUCCGUUCUCAGCUUCAACGAAACUCUCUCUAUCCUCUAUCUUGUUAAGUGUGUUCUGGUGUGUUGGCCACUCCCACUAAUUGGCCACACCUGAUCUUAAUGAGUGCUUGUUUCCUAUGAAAUGGGGUCCGUUUGAAUAGACUAAAAUGAACAGCUUUGUAUGAGUAAAAAAAAACAUGGCUCCAUCCUGGUGGCGCAGUGGACUAAUUCCAUGGAUAGAGAACAGAAGAUCAUAGGUUUAAAUGUCACUGACGCCGUGCCACAAUAAAAAAGAAAUGUGUAUGCAUGAUUAAUGCCUAAGCAAAUCAAUGUCCAUGUGUCCUAUUUGUGCUUGGAGUUACAGCUAACCUAAGCAAGCAGUGUUAUUAAAAGUCAUAUUGAAACAUGUUCUCAGAACGUUAUUUAAUUACCUUCAAAUAACCUAUCAAACCUCCCAGGAAAACUUUCAGGGAACCAUUGUAAAACGUUCUUAAAAACUCCCUGCAACCUAAAAAUAUACUUCCCAGAACAGGCAAAAUGUUCACUUCCGUUCACAGAACGUUAAAAAACAUUCAGUUUUACCGGUCAGGAAACGUAUGCCUUCGUUCCCAGAACCAAUGGGAAACCAAAAACGUACGUUCCCACAACUUCCAAGGAACCAAAUGUGCUAGCUGGGUACCCUCUAUUGUAGACCAUCCACAGGCAUGUGCGUUGCCAUGGUAACUGCUGAAGUCUAAAUAUAGUCCUAUUUAAGGGGCUUAAUUGAGCUCUGCCAUCAUUCAGAUUUAUCAGUGAAAGUUAAAGCCUUUAGCUCAUCUAUCCCAGUAUAUUUCUACACCUGAAUACACCUCGAUAACUUGGAGGGUAGAUCUCAGGAUAGUAUAAUUACUGAAUACACCUCGAUAACUUGGAGGGUAGAUCUCAGGACAGUACAAUUAUGGAACAAUGAUACGUGUUUGUGUGUUUGUGUGUGUGUGUGUGCAUGCAUGCGUGCUUGUGUGUCAUGUCCCUAGGAAAGCGUGGUUUCAGAUCCAGGCCGCCGUGGGCCACACAACACCCUGAGCCCGUUCCCCAGUCCGUUCCGGAGCCCAUUCCGGAGCCCCCUGCACUGCAGCCCCUUUAAGAACCUGGGCCAUGCUACGGGACACUGUGCCCUGGACCUGGACUGUGACGAUGAUGACAUGAACCUGGGCUGCUUCAUCCUCAUGUUCGACCUCAUCCUCAAACAGGUGGCAAGCCCAUACACUGCAGACAUGGGUUCAAUUAUACAGUACAGUUACAUUUUACAAUACCUAAUUGAAUACGUCAGAGCCACCAAGUUGAGUUCUGUCCCACUUUCUAUUUCUGUAGGUUCUCCUGUUCAACAUGUUGUGAUGGUUACUUAAUAAUAAUAAUAAUAAUUUAAUCCAUUUGUAAAGUGCUUUUCAUUAUACAGAAUAAUCUCAAAGUGCAUAAUAUAUAUUUUUUAAACCAAAUAGAAAUAACAUUGACACAACUAGACAGGGCAACUGACACAAUAAACCCAGCUGAUGCUACAAUGUCCUUGUCCAGAUGGAGCUCCAGGAUGACGGCGUGAUGCUCGGUCUGGAAAACAGCCUGGGGAAGGACAUUGUGGGCAUCAUCAACAACAUCUUCCAGGCCCCAUGGGGGGGCUCCCACACCUGUCAGAAGGACGAGAAGGCCCUGGAGUGCAGCCUGUGCCAGUCCAGCAUUUUGUGCUACCAGCUAGGCUGUGAGCUCCUGGAGAGACUCACCCCCAGGGAGGAGAUACGGCUGGUGGUGAGACACACAUGCACACUCCUGUAAAAACAACAUGAAGGAUGUUUUGAAUUGGUCCAAUCGUUUUUCAGUGGUUGGUAAUUCUUACUGUAUUUGGUUGUCAAUAGACAUGAUUGUGUCUUCCCUAUAGGAGCCAACAGACAUCUUGGAGGACACAUUGCUGUUGCCUCAAGUGUUUGGGCCUGAACAACGGACAAAGCAAGGGACAGAGGAAGCGGACAACCCUGCCAGCACACACACUGACAACCCUACAAUUCAAAGUUACUCUCCUGACAACCCACGUAUGUAUCCAUGGCGAACUAAGGCUUGGGUUGGAAGGGUUUUGGUAGGGUACAGAAUAUCUCAGUAUACUGAUACAGAUCUGAUGAAACACAAGCAGAACAAUUCUCAGUUGUGUAGGUGUAAACACCUUACCAAAAUCUAAUCCCAAAUGUAUUUUAUGACAUGAAGCCAACGAAUGAGAAAAAAAUAUUUAUCUGUAACAGUUCAGAGGCUGCGUGCAACAUGAAAAGGAAACACUGCAUAGUUUCUCCUCUGCUGAGGAAUUCUCUCUUUUACAUCAAAGCUUUCUCUCCUACAGCAAUGAAGAAUAAUGCUGAUAAGAAGUUUUCCUACCAGCAGCUCCCUGUGUCUCUCAAGCUAAUAUACACUAUUCUGCAGGUACCUGCCAGUCCACCUUUAUCCAGUGUUAAGGCAUCUUGUAAUGUACAGAUAUAAACUGUCUAAAGAAUAUAAUAGAUGCAUAAUCAAAGACAAUAAUCUUGUAUCCUCAUUAGAAAAGACUGAGUGAGCAAAGGAACUGUACCUUUUGUUCCCUUUGUAGGAAAUGUCUAAGUUUGAGGAGCCUGAUAUCCUGUUCAACAUGCUGAACUGUCUGAAGAUCCUGUGUCUCCAUGGAGAGUGUCUGUACCUGGCCUGUAAGGACCACCCCCAGUUUCUGGCCCACAUCCAGGAGAAGAUGCUAAUUCCCAGGUCAGCACAGUCACCAUCACCACAUGGUGCCUCUCCUGCAGUUUCACACGUAGCUUGUUUGUUUACAGAAAUCUCUGCUAGUACUUUCUUUAAACAUGCCUUGCGUCAUGAGAUGUAGCAACUGAAAUCGUUGAUCACGAUCUUGAUGUCAUUUGUACUUCAUCAUCAAACACGUGAAGAGCAGCCAGGUAUGUGUGUGUGUGUGUCUAAUGUGAUACCUGUGUGUUGCAGCCUGUGGACCAUGCUGAAGUCCGAGUUCUGCCAGCUGGCCUCCCUGGCCGUGCCUCAGCUCCUGCAUGCCCUCUCCCUCUCCCACGGAGCAGACAUCUUUUGGAACCUGGUGGACAGCAACUUUAACAGCAAGGACUGGAAGAUACGCUUCGAAGCAGGUGAAUUAUAUAUGAGGCUUCACCUCACGUGUGCGUGUGAGUACUGUAUGUGAUGAUAUGAAUGAAUCAUGAGGGGAGGACAUCCACCCCUCUCCUAUAAUCCCCCCCAACAAACCGUUGUCUACAGACAUCUCCUCCCUGCAUUGCCAUGGUUACUACUGUAUGUGUCUCCAGCAGGCAGCACAGAGGAAUUGUGGGAUUAUUAAUCAGGCCCUUCUCUCCCUGUGAUUGGCAGAGAGAAGCAAUGUGUGACCUUGAGACAGAGUCAGUGGACAGGGUCUCUGUCUGGUAGCAUUCAUAUACUGUAGACACUGAGGGUAGAUAGUUACUUUACAUAUAGGUUAGGUUAGAUUCAAAUAUUUAUUUUGAUUUCAUUUUUGUAGUUUUAUUGUGACAUUGUCACAGAGCGCUAAUUAUAAUAUAAUAUCAGUCUGUUACAUUCAAAUGCAAUAAUUUAACAGACUCUAACUAUAAACAGCAUAGAAAGUAGAUGUUUAUUACAUAUUGCUUGCAAAGUAACAUUACUAAUUAACAUGAACAAUUGCUAAGGGAAAUUAUGUCAUGACUACAGGUUGUGUGCACACGUGAGCCGUAGGAUGAUGAUCAUAUUAGCUGUUCUGAAACAGAUGGUAAUUUACUUGUCUGUGUAAAUCAACCCAAAAAGACACCAGUUCGGUGCCAAAGCAGUACUAUGGCCCACAGGCAAUCUGGCUACAAUAAUGCUGUCUCCCCUCCCUCUACUGCCACACUGCCAUCUAGUGACAGGCACUGUACAUUAACCAUCAGCGUUAGAGUGAUGCUGUUUUAACAUGAUCCUUUGCAGUGUCCUAUCAAACUUUAUGUGACAUGGCGUUGAGAUGUUGUCUUGUGCCCUGUCUGUGUUGUCAUGGUAACUCCCAGUGGAGAAGGUGGCGGUGCUCUGUUGGUUCCUAGACAUUGGUUCUUUGACGAAGAACCAUCUGCUGAAGUACUCCCUGGCCCAUGCGUUCUGCAGCUUCCUGACCUCUGUAGAGGAUGUCAACCCGGCUGUGGCCACACGCGCCAGGCUUCUGCUGGACACCAUCAAGAGCCCAGCACUACAGGUGACUAACAGAUAUCUAUCUAGGCUAAGAUAAACUGCCAUACAACCACUUUUCAUGUGACAAUUGAUCACGUGUAUGGAGUCUUUCUUGUCCUGGAGAACAAAUUGCUUCGCAGCAUGUCAGCAAACCAUUUUUUAUUGAUGAAUAGCACAAAAACAUGUAAGUGCAGUGCUAACACUUGUGUAUUUGUGUGUCUGUGUCUGUGUGUCUGUGUGUUUGUGUGUCUGUGUCUGUGUGUUUGUGUGUCUGUGUCUGUGUGUUUGUAUGUCUGUGUCUGUGUAUUUGUGUGUCUGCAGGGUUUGUGUCUGUGCCUGGACUUCCAGUUCGACACUGUGGUGAGGGACCGGCCCAUCAUCCUCAGCAAGCUGCUGAUGCUGCACCACUUGAAGCAGGAGGUCCCUGCCCUCAGCUGGGAGUUCUUUGUCAACCGCUUUGAGACGCUCUCCCUGGAGGCCCAGCUCCACCUGGACUGCAACAAGGAGUUCCCUUUCCCAACCAGUACGCCCAGCUGGGGGAUUCUCUCAGUUACAUAGUCUGCAGAAUAUAAUUUACAGUAUGACUAAUAUUCAAUACAACAAACCAACCAUGUAGGGAAACAUAAACCUGUGAAAUAAGAACAUUACAGUUCAUGUUUGUGUGGUUGAGGUGUGUUAAGUGUUAUGAGACACAGGCACAGUGAUGUGUGUUAUUUAUCUUUCCUUCCUUGCCUUUGCCUGUCAGCCAUCACAGCUGUGCGCACCAACGUGGCCAACCUUAGUGAUGCAGCGAUGUGGAAAAUCAGACGUGCGCGCUUUGCCAGGAACCGCCAGAAGAGUGUACGUUCCCUCCGUGACAGCGUCAAGGGCCCGUCCACGACCAAGCGAGCCUUCUCCCUCCCAGAGACUCUGUGUAACCGACUACGUGAGUGUCCAUCGGUUGGUUAGGCUACUAGUCCGUAGGUCUCAGCUUUUGUCUGUCCCAUGCUUCUACUGUUUCUCUCUUCAUCAAUUCACCUCUCUCUUCUGUUAGUAUACCUACAAAAUCUGUAUUCCUGUUUGUUUCAUUCAAUUGCAUAUUUUCUCAGUGAUUUGUUCUCUUGCUGGAGGUAAGAGGUUUCUCUUCUCUGUGAUUUCCUCAUUGACCCUGCACAGGAUGCGGUCUGAGUUUCUGGGAGAGGGGGUCUACUGUUGCCUUUAGACUGUGUGUGGUUGUUGAGCUUGAGUAAGCAAGUGGAGGCUAAAUUAUUAAUAGAAUAACUCGACAAGUCUCAGCAUCCACAUACAUCUUGGGAUCACUUUAUGUGAAUGGUGUGAGACAUUGGGAUGUAUAGGGUUGUCUGGUGUGAGACAUUGGGAUGUAUAGGGUUGUCUGGUGUGAGACAUUGGGAUGUAUAGGGUUGUCUGGUGUGAGAAUUGGGAUGUAUAGGGUUGUCUGGUGUGAGACAUUGGGAUGUAUAGGGUUGUCUGGUGUGAGACAUUGGGAUGUAUAGGGUUGUCUGGUGUGAGACAUUGGGAUGUAUAGGGUUGUCUGGUGUGAGACAUUGGGAUGUAUAGGGUUGUCUGGUGUGAGACAUUGGGAUGUAUAGGGUUGUCUGGUGUGAGACAUUGGAUGUAUAGGGUUGUCUGGUGUGAGACAUUGGGAUGUAUAGGGUUGUCUGGUGUGAGACAUUGGGAUGUAUAGGGUUGUCUGGUGUGAGACAUUGGGAUGUAUAGGGUUGUCUGGUGUGAGACAUUGGGAUGUAUAGGGUUGUCUGGUGUGAGACAUUGGGAUGUAUAGGGUUGUCUGGUGUGAGACAUUGGGAUGUAUAGGGUUGUCUGGUGUGAGACAUUGGGAUGUAUAGGGUUGUCUGGUGUGAGACAUUGGGAUGUAUAGGGUUGUCUGGUGUGAGACAUUGGGAUGUAUAGGGUUGCCUGGUGUGAGACAUUGGGAUGUAUAGGGUUGUCUGGUGUGAGACAUUGGGAUGUAUAGGGUUGUCUGGUGUGAGACAUUGGGAUGUAUAGGGUUGUCUGGUGUGAGACAUUGGGAUGUAUAGGGUUGUCUGGAAGCUCAGACGUGUCCUGUGCUAUCUCCCCAGAACAUUCUCCUAAAUUGUGUUCUUCAUGUGUGGUUUUUAGCUUUAAGGCUUACGAGGCAAGAGCACUCUGCCCCGACUCUGGGAGAUAUGAUAGAGAAAGUCCUGCCAGGUAAAUAACAACCCAAAUCUAAAUACAGAAACAGAUCAACAUUCCCUUCAGCAUAAUCACAUCAUAUACAGUGGGGAAAAAAAGUAUUUAGUCAGCCACCAAUUGUGCAAGUUCUCCCACUUAAAAAGAUGAGAGAGGCCUGUAAUUUUCAUCAUAGGUACACGUCAACUAUGACAGACAAAAUGAGGGGAAAAAAAUCCAGAAAAUCACAUUGUAGGAUUUUUUAUGAAUUUAUUUGCAAAUUAUGGUGGAAAAUAAGUAUUUGUUCAAUAACAAAAGUUUCUCAAUACUUUGUUAUAAACCCUUUGUUGGCAAUGACACAGGUCAAACGUUUUCUGUAAGUCUUCACAAGGUUUUCACACACUGUUGCUGGUAUUUUGGCCCAUUCCUCCAUGCAGAUCUCCUCUAGAGCAGUGAUGUUUUGGGGCUGUCACUGGGCAACACAGACUUUCAACUUCCCUCCAAAGAUUUUCUAUGGGGUUGAGAUCUGGAGACUGGCUAGGCCACUCCAGGACCUUGAAAUGCUUCUUACGAAGCCACUCCUUCGUUGCCCGGGCGGUGUGUUUGGGAUCAUUGUCAUGCUGAAAGACCCAGCCACGUUUCAUCUUCAAUGCCCUUGCUGAUGGAAGGAGGUUUUCACUCAAAAUCUCACGAUACAUGGCCCCAUUCAUUCUUUCCUUUACACGGAUCAGUCGUCCUGGUCCCUUUGCAGAAAAACAGCCCCAAAGCAUGAUGUUUCCACCCCCAUGCUUCACAGUAGGUAUGGUGUUCUUUGGAUGCAACUCAGCAUUCUUUGUCCUCCAAACACGACGAGUUGAGUUUUUACCAAAAAGUUCUAUUUUGGUUUCAUCUGACCAUAUGACAUUCUCCCAAUCCUCUUCUGGAUCAUCCAAAUGCACUCUAGCAAACUUCAGACGGGCCUGGACAUGUACUGGCUUAAGCAGGGGGACACGUCUGCACUGCAGGAUUUGAGUCCCUGGCGGUGUAGUGUGUUACUGAUGGUAGGCUUUGUUACUUUGGUCCCAGCUCUCUGCAGGUCAUUCACUAGGUCCCCCCGUGUGGUUCUGGGAUUUUUGCUCACCGUUCUUGUGAUCAUUUUGACCCCACGGGUGAGAUCUUGCGUGGAGCCCCAGAUCGAUUGAGAUUAUCAGUGGUCUUGUAUGUCUUCCAUUUCCUAAUAAUUGCUCCCACAGUUGAUUUCUUCAAACCAAGCUGCUUACCUAUUGCAGAUUCCGUCUUCCCAGCCUGGUGCAGGUCUACAGUUGUGUUUCUGGUGUCCUUUGACAGCUCUUUGGUCUUGGCCAUAGUGGAGUUUGGAGUGUGACUGUUUGAGGUUGUGGACAGGUGUCUUUUAUACUGAUAACAAGUUCAAACAGCUGCCAUUAAUACAGGUAACGAGUGGAGGACAGAGGAGCCUCUUAAAGAAGAAGUUACAGGUCUGUGAGAGCCAGAAAUCUUGCUUGUUUGUAGGUGACCAAAUACUUAUUUUCCACCAUAAUUUGCAAAUAAAUUCAUUACAAAUCCUACAAUGUGAUUUUCUGGAUUUUUUCUUCUCAAUUUGUCUGUCAUAGUUGACGUGUACCUAUGAUGAAAAUUACAGGCCUCUCUCAUCUUUUUAAGUGGGAGAACUUGCACAAUUGGUGGCUGACUAAAUACUUUUUUUUCUCACUGUAACUAACUUAUGGCUACUGAUAAAGUUGAUGGGCAUCAGGAAACUUGAUGAAAAAGCAAUGUUUGCUCUUCACUGACAUUCAUUGCUUUUCAUCCAAAAUUCAUAGAUACCCACUGGGCACACACUGGUUGAAUCAAUGUUGUUCCCACGUCAUUUCAAUGAAAUUACGUUGAACCAAUGUGGAAUAGACGUUGAACUGACAUCUGUGCCCAGUUGGCAGUCCGUUCUUUUUUAGUCUCAAAAACAAAUAAUGUUGGAAUUGGAGAAAACUGUUACUCUUGCUAUCUUGAUAGCUUGUCACAUUUUCUGUUUGCAUUUGACAUAUACCAUGAAUAUGUUAAAGUGAUGUCCAUAUAUGUAAUCACCUUGCCGAAUGUAGACCAAAUUAGAUGACUGUCGUACCCUCUCCCUCGCUUUGUUCCCCUGCUUCACCGCCCCUCUCCUCUCCAUCCGCUCCCCUGCCUGCAGCACGCUUCCUCCCGCCCUUUAACCCUGACGCUUCGGCCCCUUUCCUAGGCCACAGCCCCUCACCGGAGGAUGACUCAGUCAUCAGGGACCUGCUGCCAGAGGAUGCUGGGAUAGACCACCAGACGGUGCACCAGCUCAUCAUGGUGCUCAUGAAGUUCAUGGCCAAAGACAAGAGCAGUGCCGAGGCAGACAUCGGCAGUGCCAAGGCCUUCAACUCGGUGAAGCGCCACCUGUAUGUGCUGCUGGGCUAUGACCAGCAGGAGGGUUGCUUCAUGAUCGCACCGCAAAAGAUGAGGACCUCCACCUGCUUCAAUGCUUUCAUCGCUGGCAUCGCACAGGUCAGAGGAUAUCAUUAACCCUAUAAAUGAUCGCCGUUAAUGCUGUAAUAAUUCUAACAUUAGUUUUAAUGACAAUCCUUGAAUAAAUCUAGAGUUUAAUCCCGAGAAAAAUCCCUGACUCUCACUUGCUUCAGUUGGGAGUAAAUGAAAGGUGGGAGUUUUUUCAGUUUGUUUCCCACUGUAAAGUUGAAGUCUUAUAUUGCUGCUGCUGAAUGAGGUGAAUUAUGACAAUCUGUCAAGCAUCAAGAAGAACCUAGCGUGACGCGAUAUCUCCUCCAGGUGAUGGACUACAACAUUGGGUUGGGGAAGCAGCUGCUCCCCCUGGUGGUCCAGGUGUUGAAGUACUGCACCUGCCCCCAGCUCAGACACUACUUCCAGCAGCCGCCGCGCUGCUCUCUCUGGGCCCUGCAGCCACACAUCAGACAGAUGUGGCUCAAAGCCCUGCUGGUCAUCCUCUACAAGGUACACACUACCCACGGUUGGAAUAUAAUGAAAUCUUAUCCACUAUUUGAAUGUGUUUACAUUGUAAGCUUUAUAGAUACAGUGUGUCUAUAGUUGAUUACCUGUACUUCUGAAAAUGUUAGUAUUGAGGACAGCUAAUUUAUACAUAUUUAAGUUGCAUUGUACUCUCUUACCCUUCACUUCUACCGAUCCUGUGUGUGGUCCCAGUACCCCUACAGGGACAUGGACGUGAGUAAAGGGGUUCUGCACCUGAUCCACAUCACCAUCAACACCCUGAAUGCCCAGUACCACAGCUGUAGACCCCAUGCCACCGCCGGACCCCUCUACAGUGACAACUCCAACAUCAGCCGCUACAACGAGAAAGAGAAAGGUGGGGACAACAGAGAUCAUCACAUGCCUGGACUCUAAAUAUAGGCUUUUACUUGAAAUUAAUCAGGAAUAAGAAUUAAGAGUUUUGGACAUACAUUACAUUUUAGUCAUUUAGCAGAUGGUCUUAUCCAGAGCGACUUACAGUUAGUGCAUUUAUCUUAAGAUAGCUAGGUGGGACAACCACAUAUAACAGUCAUAGUAAGUACAUACACGGGGUGGGGGGGUGCUGUGGGAUUAUUUAAAAUACUCUUUGAAGAGGUAAGGUUUCAGAUGUUUUUGGAAUAUGGGCAGGGACUGCUACCCUAGCUUCAAGGGGAAGCUGGUUCCACCAUUGGGGUGCCAGGACAAAGAGCUUGGACUGGGCUCCUGUAGGGGUCGGAGGGCCAAGAAACCAGAGUUAGCAGAACGGAUUGCUUGGAUUGGGGUGUAGGGUUUGAGCAUAGCCUGAAGGUAGGGAGGGGCAGUUCCUCUUGCUGCUCCGUAGGCAAGUACCAUGGUCUUGUAGUGGAUGCGAGCUUCGACUGGAAGCCAGUGGAGUGUGCGGAGGAGUGGGGUGACAUGGGAGAACUUGUUAAGGUUGAACACCAGGCGGGCUGCAGCAUUCUGGAUAAGUUGCAGGGGUUUGAUGGCACAAGCGGGGAGCCCAGCCAACAGCGACUUGCAGUAAUCCAGAUGGGAGAUGACAAGUGCCUGGAUAAGGACCUGCGCUGCUUCCUGUGUGAGGUAGGGUCAUAUUCUACGGAUGUUGUAGAGCUUGAAGGAGAAUAUGACGGCGCCAAGUGACUUGGUGUACAGAGAGAAGAGGAGAUGGCCUAGAACUGAGCCCUGCGGGACAUCAGUAGUGAGAUUAAGUGGUGCAGACACAGAUCCUCUCCACGUCACCUGGUAGGAUCAGCCUGCCAGGUAGGAUGCAAUACAAGAGUGUGCAGAGCCUGAGACGCCCAGCCCUGAGAGGGUGGAGUGGAGGAUCUGAUGGUUCACGGUAUCAAAGGCAGAGGAUAGAUCUAGGAGGAUGAGAACAGAGGAGAAAGAGUCAGCUUUGGCAGGGCGGAGAGCCCCCGUGAUACAGAGUAGAGCAGUCUCAGUUGAGUGACCCGUCUUGAAGCCUGACUGGUUAGGGUCAAGAAGGUCGCUCUGAGAGAGAUAGCGAAAGAGUUGGUCAGAGACAGCACGCUCAAGUGUUAUGGAAAGAAAAGAAAGAAGGGAUACCGGUCUGUAGUUUUUUACCUCAGAGGAGUCGAGUGUUGGUUUCUUGAGGAGGGGAGCGACUCGGGCCAUUUUGAAGUCAGAGGGGAUGCAGCCAGUGGUCAGGGAUGAGUUGAUGAGGGAAGUGAGGAAUGGGAGAAGGUCUCCAAAGAUGAUCUGAAGAAGGGAGGAGGGGAUGCAGUCGAGCGUGCAGGUUGUCGGGCGGCCGGACUUCACUAGUUGCAGGAUGUGAAUGAGGAGCGGAUUUUGUUAACCUUCUUUUCAAAGUGGUUAACAAAGUCGUCUGCAGGCAGGGAGGGGGAGGGGUGAAGGAUUAAGCUUGAAAUUUAGAGUGAUAGUUUAGUGGCUUUAGCAGCAGACACAGGGGAAGAGAAGGUAGGGAAAAAGGGAAUGAAAGGAUGAUAGGUCCUCCGGAAGUUAAUUUUUCCUAACUUUUCGCUCAGCUGCCCGCAGAGUAGGGUCGAAGAGGCAGAAUCAGGAGACAGGAGUGAGAAGAAUUUAUCAGAAGGGAGAGAUGAUAGAAUAGAAGAGGAGAAAGUAGUGGGAGAGAGAAAGCGAAGAUUGCGAUGGCGCAUGACCAUCUGGGUAGGGGCUGAGUGGCUAGGGUUGGAGGAAAGGGAGACAGAAAGGGAAACAAAGUAAUAAUCAGAGACCUGGAGGACAGUUGCAGUGAGAUUAGUAGGCAAACAACCUCUAGUAAAGAUCAGGUCAAGCAUAUUUCCUGACUUGUGAGUGGGAGGGGACUGGGAAAUGGUGAGGUCAAAAGAGGCAAGGAGGGGAAAGAGGGUUUGAAAGAAAUGAAUCGAAGGCAGAUGUCAGGAGGUUGAAGUCACCAAGUCAUCAUCAGGAAAUGAGUUUAUCAAGGUUUCAAGCUCAUUGAGGAACUCUCUAAGGACACCUGGUAGGCGGUAGAUGACAACAAUGUUGAGCUUGAGUGGACAAGUGACAGCAUGGAAUUCAAAUGAGGAGAUGGACAGGUGAGAGAGGGGGAAAAGAGAAAAUCUCCACUUUGGAGAAAUGAGUAGCCCUGUACCACCACCACGACAACCAGAUGCUCUUGCACUAUGAGAGAAAACGUAGUCAGAGUAAGAGAGAGCAGCUGGAGUAGCAGUGUUCUCUGGGGUGAUCCCAGUCUCUGUCAGAGCCCAAAAAUACAGAUGUAGGAUCUUAAUUUGACCUAUAUAAUCCUUCAGCAACAGGAUUUGAACGUUUAGUCCAUAAUGUUGCUUGAUUGGUGGUUAGGUUAUUAGCUGGCCAAACAAUUGGCUGCAUUAAAAGGGCAAUACUGUAAAUAUAACCGUGUGUUAGUAUGGGUUUUCAGUGAAUUUAUCUAAAUCACGAAGCUCAUCCGCAUUUCCUGCAGUGCAAGUCAAUGCUUAGCAACAACAAUAGUGAUCAAAUUAAGAUCCUACAUCUGUAAUGUGUAUGUUGUUUUUCUUUCAGAGGAGGACAGUGUGUUUGAUGAGUCUGACAUCCAUGACACCCCAACUGGAGCAGGCAACAAGGAGUCCCAGACCUUCUUCGCCCGUCUGAAAAGGAUCGGUGGCAGCAAGUCUGUCAAGUACCAGCCGGUGGAGCUGAAUGCCCAGAAAAGUAUGAAAAUAGUCUCAAAGGAUGACCUAUUUUAUCCAGCAAUGAAAUUCAUUGAACUUAAACGCUUUCGCUGAUAUGAAUUGAGCUUUCACAGAUUUUCCCGAUCAGAUAUGAUCUAUCUUUUGAUCCUUUCUCUGUCUGUGUCAGGUGAAAUUGAGCUGUCUGAGUACCGCGAGGCCAGUGCCCUGCAGGACAGCAUCUUGCACUGUGUGAAGGAGGAGAGCACCAGGAAGAAGCGUCUGCAGGCCAUGCACAAGCAGAAGUCCCUGGACAUUUCCAACACUGACUCCAUCCUCUACAACCUGGACGAGCACCGACGCAAGUCCUGCAUAGACCGCUGUGACCUGCAGCAUGGUCCCUCCGCACCCCCCUCCUCCACCACCUCCCACCCCAGGCGGACAGGGGGCCAUGGGAAGGGCUCGUCAGACGGCUCCUCAGGCCGAGCGGAGGGCAGUGACCACCAGGAACGUUCAGGCUCCCUGAAGGGCCACUCAGACUGCUCCAGGCCUGUCAUCCCAGAGGUGCGUCUCAGCUGCAUGGAGACUUUUGAGGACAAGGCCGACUUGGACUCCCCUCUUACAGGCGGCUCUUCUGCAGAGAAGGAGGACCAGGACCUCAUUGACCUCUCCUCCGACUGCACUUCCAUCCCAGAGAAGCACUCCAUCCUCUCCAUGUCCGACAGCGACUCCCUGGUGUUUGAGCCCCUACCACCACUGAGGAUAGUGGAGAGUGACGAGGAGUUUGACCUGAAUACGGUGAUGGGCCCCAGGUUGAAUGGGAGUGCCAGGCCCCCUGCUUCCCCUGCCAGGCCCGCUGUCUCCCCUGCCAGGCCCGCUGCCUCCCCUGCCAGGCCCGCUGUCUCCCCUGCCAAGCCCGCUGCCUCCCCUGCCAGGCCCCCCGCCUCCCCUGCCGGCAGCAGCACCCUGCACCUGUCCGCUAUGGUGCAGGUGAGUGUGGAGGACUGCUCUAAGGACAAGAGGACCACAGACUCCCAAGCAAAAGAAAGCCCCCAACAGCCUCUACAGAGGAGGCCACGCUAUGCGACCCCCACCACCUCCCUGGAGCUGCCUGACUGGCUGGAGCACCCUGGCCUGGAGAGUCCCAUGACCCUCAGCUUACAACAGAAGAGGGACCUGCUGAGGAAGACCCCUGCUGUCCCUGACACCUCCCUGGAUGACUUUGUGCACCCUGAGGACCUGAAGGCAGUGGUGGGUCUGGGGACCAGUCCCUCUGGCAGGACGGUCUUCCUGGACAUCCCUGAGGACACAGUUGAACCCCUCACCUCUCUGGAGGGGAACAACAACGAUGAAGAGGAAUAUUAUGAAGAAGAUGAUGAUGACCUUGAUGACAGUGACCUUAAACCUGAUGAUGAUGAUAAUGAUGAAGAUGAUGAUGAUGAGAAUGAAGAGGCAGAGUUUAAGAUCCAGAUAGUUCCCCGGCAACGCAAACAGAGGAAGAUAGCUGUGAGCGCCAUCCAGAGAGAGUACCUGGACAUCUCCUUCAACACCCUGGACAAACUGGGUGAGCAGCCCACUGAUACAGGUAAGAGAGACCAGGGUCAGGGGAGACAGGAGCCUCAGUCCAGAGAGAGGGGUCCCUCUGUAUGGACCUACAGCUGCUGUGCCCCUGAGAUAAGUAUGCUGACUUCAUGCACAAUAUGUAUUUGGAUGUAUGUGUGUUUCAGUGGUGACAUCUCUAAGGUUUGAGGGGGCUUAGGAGAUAUGACUGAUAAAACAAGUUUUCAACUGAAGUGUCUGCUUAGAAGUGCAGAACCACAUGAACAAAAUAUAAAUUGUCUAGUCGUAUAUCCACGCUACCUCCAAUCUUUAGUCAACUGGUCACCACUGCUGUCUCCUGUUCUGUGGUGUGGCUUUGUACAUGUCUCUCCCUUUCCCCAUUCCAACCAAUGGUAAACCACUGAAAAGCAUACUGUAAAAGAAAGUCCUAGAAACCGAUAAGUUAAUAUCAGUACAGCGCCUUCAAAUUACUGCAACACACUUUCCAUAAAUAGCUGUCCAUAUAAGAACUAGUAAUAGCAUAAAAUGAGAAGGCAAAUUUGUUUUUUACUAAAUAGUACUUCAAUAAACAAUUUUAAUUUCUUCAACACAUCUUCAUUUUAGAUUGCUCUUGCACUAGGACUCAAUGUAUACUUGCAGUUAACUACUUGUAGCUCUACACUACAUUUGUAUUGGCGUUGGGUGUCUGCAGCAUCCCAUGCUCUAAACAGUUGUCUACAUGUGAGGUAAUAAGGUGGCUGAGAUGCUGAAGCAGCCACUAUUCCGCCCCAUCACUCACCCACAUUGCCUUACAGAUCACAAAGUUCUGUCUACCCUGGAAAAGCCACGGGAAUCCGCCUCAGCCCCCACCCUCGAAGCUGCUAUCCCAGAAACAAGCAACCGCUCUUCAGUAUCAAGUAGGAUCCAAAUACUUCCACAUUGUCAUGUGUUUAAAUCACCAAUAAAACCGGGUGUGGUCAUUACACCAAGAACAUUACACUGUUCAAACAUUUGGCCUUGGUUUUUUCAAGGUGUAAAAUACUUUUUCUUGAGUCGUUCUUUCUCAGCGUUUUGUUUUAGACACCAGUGCAGUUUUUUCAUGGUUAUUUUAUUUUUCUUAUCAAUAGAUCAGGAUUCUAUCUAUCCGACGAUAUAUAUACAUUCAUGAAUAUACGCAACUAAGCCAUUCAAUCAUUUCAUUUGUAUAUUUACCUCUGUGAGUGUCUUCUACUCCCCAUUUUCCUGACAGUUGCUUUAAAGGGCAAUUCCACCACUUUUCAACCUCAUAUUCAUUAUCUCCAGCACCAAAUCAGUGUCUACAUACUGUAUGUGAAAACAGCACAUUUCUAUGAUCUGUGGUUAAAAAGAUAAGAAGAAAGGUCCUAAAAAAAUGCUUCUCUGUGACAUCACAGGGUAGGAUUAAAAGUAAAAAACUGUGAUUUUCAAAACCUGCAACGAGUUUCUAGCCCAAGGGAGAAAUGCACCGUUUUCACAUACAGUGGCUUGCGAAAGUAUUCACCCCCCUUGGCAUUUUUCCUAUUUUGUUGCCUUACAACCUGGAAUUAAAAUUGAUUUUUUGGGGGUUUGUAUCAUUUGAUUUACACAAGAUGCCUACCACUUUGAAGAUGCCAAAUAUUUUUUUGGGUGAAACAAACAAGAAAUAAGACAAAAAAACACAAAACUUGAGCGUGCAUUACUAUUCACCACCCCAAAGUCAAUACUUUGUAGAGCCACUUUUUGCAGCAAUUACAGCUGCAAGUCUCUUGGCACAUCUAGCCACUGGGAUUUUUGCCCAUUCUUCAAGGCAAAACUGCUCCAGCUCCUUCAAGUUGGAUGGGUUCUGCUGGUGUACAGCACUCACAAGUCAUACCACAGAUUCUCAAUUGGAUUGAGGUCUGGGCUUUGACUAGGCCAUUCCAAGACAUUUAAAUGUUUCCCCUUAAACCACUCGAGUGUUGCUUUAGCAGUAUACUUAGGAUCAUUGUCCUACUGGAAGGUGAACCUCUGUCCCAGUCUCAAAUCAAAGACUGAAACAGCUUUCCCUCAAGAAUUUCCCUGUAUUUAGCGCCAUCCAUCAUUCCUUCAAUUCUGACCAGUUUCCCAGUCACUGCUGAUGAAAAACAUCCCCACAGCAUGAUGCUGCCACCACCAUGCUUCACUGUGGGGGGAUGGUGUUCUCGGGGUGAUGAGAGAUGUUGGGUUGCGCCAGACGUUUUCCUUGAUGGCUAAAAAGCUAAAUUUUAGUCUCAUCUGACCAGAGUACCUUCUUCCAUAUGUUUGGGGAGUCUCCCACAUGCCUUUUGGCGAACACCAAACGUGUUUGCUUAUUUUUUUCUUGAAGCAAUGGCUUUUUUCUGGCCACUCUUCCGUAAAGCCCAGCUCUGUGGAGUGUAUGGCUUAAAGUGGUCCUAUGGACAGAUACUCCAAUCUCCGCUGUGGAGCUUUGCAGCUCCUUCAGGGGUAUCUUUGGUCUCUUUGUUGCCUCUUUGAUUAAUGCCCUCCUUGCCUGGUCCGUGAGUUUUGGUUGGCGGCCCUCUCUUGGCAGGUUUGUUGUGGUGCCAUAUUCUUAAAAUGUUUUAAUAAAGGAUUAAAUGGUGCUCUGUGGGAUGUUCAAAGUUUCUGAUAUUUUUUUAUAACCCAACCCUGAUCUGUACCUCUCCACAACUUUGUCCCUGACCUGUUUGGAGAGCUCCUUGGUCUUCAUGGUGCCGCUUGCUUGGUUGUGCACCUUGCCUAGUGGUGUUGCAGACUCUGGGGCCUUUCAGAACAGGCGUAUAUAUACUGAGAUCAUGUGACACUUAGAUUGCACACAGGUGGACUUUAUUUAACAAAUUAUGUGACUUCUGAAGGUAAAUUGGUUGCACCAGAUCUUAUUUAGGGGCUUCAUAGCAAAGGGGGUGAAUACAUAUGCACGCACCACUUUUCCGUUAUUUAUUUUUUAGAAUUGUUUGAAACACGUUUUAGUUUCAUUUCACUUCACCAAUUUGGACUAUUUUGUGUACAUUCAUUACAUGAAAUCCAAAUACAAAUCCAUUUAAAUUACAGGUUGUAAUGCAACAAAAUAGGAAAAACGCGAAUGGGGAUGAAUACUUUUGCAAGGCACUGUAUGUUGGCACUGGCAUUGCCCUUGAGAUAAUGAAAAUGAGGUUGAAAAGUGGUGGAGUUGCCCUUUAUGUAAACCAGACAUUGAAAUUAAAAUAGUGGAGAUAGUGGGAAAGUACCAGGCAGCUCAAUCCUUUGUGUGUGUGUGUUUGUCGCACCCCCAGCUCAGUACCGUCAGGCAAAGCGAGGCUCGUUGGGAGCUCUAACCAUGAGCCAACUGAUGAAAAGACAGCUGGAGCACCAGUCCAGUGCCCCUCACAACAUCAGCACCUGGGAGACAGGUCAGUCACUGCUAACUAUCUCUGGUCCACCUCUCCAGAGAGAAAAACAUCAAAACACCUUUUUAAUGACUGUGCUUGAUUGGGUUUAGCUGUGCUGAUUUUAUUGUACUCUCUACACAGGCCCCACCAAGACCAGCCUUCUAUCUGCCCCCAGUACAGUCAGCAUGUUUGUGCCCGCCCCUGAGGAGUUCAUUGAUGACCAGCCCACCACCAUGACUGACAGGUGAGGGAACCUACCGCCAACCACCAACACUGACUGGUGUGUCAUUCAGGAUAGCAGACACUAUGCAUGAAUGAUUAUUUAGUGUUGUUAAUGAUAAUACUGUGUGGUCUCUCAGGUGUCGUGACUGUGGUGCGGUGCUAGAGGAGUAUGAUGAGGAGACCCUGGGCCUGGCAGUGGUGGUGCUCUCCAUGUUCAUCCACCUCAGCCCUGACCAGGCCGCUCCACUGCUGCUGGACAUCAUGCAGUCUGUGGGCAGGUCUGGCAACUACAGCAGCUCCUGCACCAACCCCCUUAUACAGUACAUCCACAUACACAAACCUGAUUGUUCAGUAACAUUUUAGCACACUCUCUGUCAUGUCUCCGAUGUUAAAUUCAGAUUUGUGUCUUUCAGGCUGGCGUCUAGUGCUAAUUUCUCUGGGCAAGCUGAGAGGUAUGACACAUCACAAGCAGAUAUACUAAAUAUAUUAUUAUAUUGUGUGUGCUAAACUCAGGUGUACUGUGGAUGCUGAUGACUUGUUCACACUGGCUGUAUUCUUGUACACAAAUGAGAGAAUAUGCCAACAUGAGGUGCAGACGUUCUACGUGUGUUGAUGUCUCUGUUGGUGUAGUAUGCUGAUCCCUGGCAACGCAGCAGGUGUGGCUAAGCAGUUCCUCCGCUGUGUGAUCCACCAGCUGGCCCCCAACGGCAUCCUGCCCCAACUCUUCCAGAGCAACAUCAAAGGUCUACUCAUACACACAAAACACAAUAUGUCUCCUGUUAGGAGCAGCUUUGAGGAAUAUGGUUGGAUCUUUACCAUCAUUCUUUUCUGUGCAUUUUUAGAUGGAGGUUUUCUGAGAACAUUGGCUUUUUCCCUGAUUGAUUUUAAUGAACUGAGUUCUGUGGCUGCACUGAACCAGCUGCUGGAGGUGGGACGUUUUCUUGCUUAGUGUAAUGAUUAAAUCUCAGUACUUGGCUGAAGGAACUAUGCGGGUGUGUGCUUGUGUAUGGGCUUGAUUCAAUCAGUAACGCAGAAGAUGAGCGUUAUAGAGCGAUUGACAUUAAAGGCAAUGUUUUCACAUUCGCGGAGACUGCAUUCACAGUAAAUGCUGCAUAUGUCAGCUCAAUCGGAAAUUACCUUUACAUUUAAACCACACUACAAAGCAGAUCUUCCAGAUCUUCAGUGCUAUGAAUUGAAUCGUGCCCUCUGUCUUGAAUCUCAAGCAGAAUCUCCACUGUCAUCAUGUAUCCAGUAGGAGGAGCUCUUGUAAAAGUUGACAAGACUAACACUGCUGGUUGGAUAGUACCAAAGCAGAUUAAGAAUACUGCUAAAGAGCAUGCCUCUGCAUGGUUAUUCACAAUAUUUACUGUUCACUAUUACCUUGGUUUGUUUUCUUUAGCAAUCUUACACUGUUACAAUGUUAAAGUAAUAGCACUUAUGAUAGUCUCAGUUCACUCCUUUGGCUCAUAACAAUCACUAGUCCAAACCACUUUUAGAAUAUAUUUUUUAACAAUUGAUAAUGUAACAGUUGGUAAUGGCUCUAUGGCAAUACAUUGUAACCCUGUUAUCAUUUAUGCCACUGUCCUCAGGGUCUGAACAACAAGAAGAGUCUACCAGCAGGGGGCACCAUGCUGCACUGCCUGGAGAACGUCGCCACCUUCAUGGAGGCCCUGCCCAUGGACUCCCCCAGCAACCUGUGGACCACCAUCUGCAAUCAGUUCCAGACCUUCCUCACUAAACUACCCUCAGUGCUGCCUCUGAAGGUACUGGACCUCGCUCUGCAUUUAGGCUGCAUUGACAGUUUUUUGACUGUGAUCCAUAUAGAGCUGAAUUUGAUGAUGUCUCUCUCAGUGUCCCCUGGACUCCAGUUUGAGGAUCAUCAUUUGCCUGUUGAAGAUCCCCACCACAAGUGCAACCCGGGUGAGUCUGUGUGUGCUUGAUAUACAUUAGGAUUACUAACCAAAUGGUGAGGUUAGUCUUCAUUUGAGUGUCAUAAAUAACACUAUCCCAGGCCCUGAGCAGGUUAUGAUUGGUUACAUUCUGACUCUUUGAAUAAAAUGACUUAGACCUGAUAGCAUUCAGGUAUGUCAGAUCAGAGGAAGGUCAGAAAAAUUGCCAAAAGACUGUUCACUCUGCUACCGUCUGGCAAACAUUACCGGAGCAUUGGCUCUCUGACAAACAGGCUCCGAGACGCCUUCUACCGCCAAACCAUAAGAGUGCUAAAUAGCCAUAAAUAGUUUAAUUAAUGGUUACCCGGACUAUCUUGAACUGACUCAAUGCACACUCACAAGACUAUAUACACACACACACACACACACAUUCACUACAUUACACACACACACGCAUACCGACACAACACACACUCUUAUUAUUCUUAUUAUUAUCAUCUAUUCUAAUGCCUAGUCACUUUACCCUGCAUUCAUGUUCAUACAGUAUCUACCUCACAUUCCUCCACAUUGAUAUGGUGCUGGUACUGCCUGUAUAUAGCUCCAUUGAGUAUUUUAUUCCUCGUGUUACUAUUUUCUUAUAAUAUUUUUUUUCACUCCGCAUCGUUGGGAAGGGCUCUUCAGCAAGAAUUUCACGGUUACGUCUAAACCAGUUGUAUUCGGCGCCUGUGACAAACAUUUUGAUUUGAGAUCUUGUUCAGUGAACAGCUCAUUCACAUUGACUGUCAUUUGCAUGACUGAACCCACAAGUCUUACUCAUUUGGAAUAAGCAGAAAAUAUUACAAAAUCACUGGUGUGGUACGAUCCCCUCACCCACCCACCAGGCAUUGACCCUUAACUCCCUCUCUUCCUCAGAGCUUACUGGAGCCCUUCUCCAAACUGCUGAGCUUUGUCAUCCAGUAUGGAGUGUUCAGCCUCUCUUACCUGGUGGAGCUGUGUGGCCUCUGCUACAAAGCCUUCAAUAAGGUAAGAAGAUAUGUACAGGUUAGCUUACAUUUGAUAUUAGUAUAUUUGUUUAUUAUGUUUGUUGUAAAGAAUUAUAAAAAUAAUUGGUACAGAUGUAGGAUUUUAUUUGAUCACUCUUUUGCUGAGAAAUUCAAACUUGUAGUGUAUUCAAGGUUUAAAAAGGCAUCUAAAGUUUGUAAUUUCCACUUCAGUUUCUCAAUUGCUUGAGCACAUUUGUCCAAACAGAAUUCACUUUUUCAAAACAAUUAACACGCAGCCCCAAACAGAAACGUUAGCCACAAUGACACAUUUCAUUUGCAAAAUGUAUUAAGACUCAAAACAUUAAAUACAUGACACAAAAUCAACUACCUACAUAAAAACAUAUAACUUGUUAUCUAAUGAAAUCUUAUUUCAGUCAAUAGUUACACAAUGGCCCAAUAAAUACUAACUACAACUAUCAAUAUACCCUACCAUGGUGUUAACCAUCUUUAUGUCUGGGCCAUUUGUUGAUACUAUAAUUAUAGUAUGCACUAUAAAAGGAAAGUGAACAUAUCACACCAAUGGCUGUAUUCUUUUUUCCUAAAAUUAUUUUACCAAAGAUGCCCAUGCAGAAAGAAUGUCACUCAAGAGCAUGAAUAUCCAGAAACAAAAGGCUUUAUUUUACCUUUUUCCAUUUUAACUGAGAGCUGAACUAUCUUCCUCUAUGGGCCCCUCUAAAUCUCCUUUGUCUUUGCCCUCGGCCUCUUACUUGGUCCAUUCUUACAAAUAGCAACUCAGAAGUGACCUCUUUUAUGCAUGAAUAAGGACUGAUUGCUGAUUGAACAAUUGUGCUUUACUGUUUUGCAAAAAUGUGCUUAGCAUUUGCAUUGUGUGUGAAAGCAAUGAGAAAUUACAGUUUUGAAAAACAUGAUACUGUUGUGCUCAUUAGGUUAUGAUGGAAAGCAUGUGGACCCCAGUUUAAAUAAAAGUGUCUUAGCAAUCGAGAAACUGUAAAAUGAUUUGCCCUAAUGAAAAAUGUAUAAACCCUUAAAAAAACAUUAUAAUCCGCAUAAUAAUUGACAUUUCCUGUUGCUGCAGGAUUAUUUUCCUGCUGUAGCAAACUGGUUCAAAUUGAAAUCCUACAUCUGUAGCAUAGCAAUGAUCUCAUGUGAAAGGCCCAAUUAGAAAAGCGAUACAGAAAUAUAAUUUUCCCACAUUGUUAAAUAUAAAACCAUGUCUGCAGACCUUUGUAUACAGUAGUUAUUGGUGAUAAUACUUAUCCCCAGCCUAUCCCGCUAGACAGCAAGGAGGCUGUGAGUCACAGAUGAAUAAGUAGGCAAUCAGCCAGUAUUGAUUUACAUGAUUAAUUGAGGCUCUGGGCUGAGGAUGUAUGGUGUGUAUCUGAGGGCAAGCCUCCCUUCGUUAGAGCUGGUGCCUGGGCUGUCUCCUGCUGCAGGACGGAUGGAUCCUCACCCCGCUACUGCUGUCACAGCACCAUGCUUUAUGUCUCCUGCUCUAUUGAUUUCCUCUAGCCUUUUUAAUCCCUGCUAUAUAACAUCCGUUCCUCAAAAUGCGAGUCAACAUGACUGAUAAUGUCUAUUUAACUGUUUCCUGUGCAUUUAGUCUUACGAGGUGAGCUUUCUCAAAUACAAGUUUAAGGAGGAUUCUUCAGUGGGUUGUUGUAGACAUAUGGAUGUUUGGGAAAUUAUGUUUAUCACUAAUGCACUAGACAUUGAACAUUUUAACAAAUGUGAUCCCAAAUCAACUGUACUGUAUGUAUUGGAGUUUCAUGCUGAUGAGAAGGCAAUUAUUUAUUUUGUAAUAUACACUAUCUAUACAAAAGUAUGUGGACACCCCUUCAAAUUAGUGGAUUUGGCUAUUUCAGCCACACCCGUUGCUGACAGUUGUAUAAAAUUGAGCACACAGCCAUGCAAUCUCCAUAGACAAACAUUGGCAGUAGAAUUACCUUACUGAAGAGCUCAGUGACUUUCAAUGUGGCACCGUCAUAGGAUGCCACCUUUCCAACAAGUGAGUUCAUCAAAUUUCUGCCGUUAUUUUGAAGUGAAAACGUCUAGGAGCAACAACGGCUCAGCCACAAAAUGGUAGGCCACACAAGCUCACAGAACGGGACCCCCAAGUGCUGAAGCGCAUAGCAUGUAAAAAUCAUCUGUCCUCGGUUGCAACACUCACUACAGAGUUCCAAACUGCCUCUGGAAGCAACGUCAACAAAACAACUGUUCGUCAGGAGCUUCAUGAAAGGUUUUUCCUGUUUCAGCAUGAUAAUGCCCCUGUGCACAAAGCGAGGUCCAUACAGAAAUGGUUUGUCGAGAUCGGUGUGGAAGAACUUAACUUGCCUGCAGAAAGCCCUGACCUCAACCCCGUCGAACACCUUUGGGAUAAAUUGGAAUGCCGACUGCGAGCCAGGCCUAAUCGCCCAACAUCAGUGCCCGACCUCACUAAUGCUCUUGUGGCUGAAUGGAAGCAAGUCCCUGCAGCAAUGUUUCAACAUCUAGUGGAAAGCCUUCCCAAAAGAGUGGAGGCUGUUAUAGCAGCAAAGGGGCGACCAACUCCAUAUUAAUGCCCAUGAUUUUGGAAUGAGAUGUUCGACAAGCAGGUGUCCACAUACUUUUGGUCAUGUAGUGUAUGAACCAAUAUGUACCACUACCAACGUGUAUAAUAAGGUAACUGCUGUAUGCUAUGCCCUAAGUGAGAGUGAGAGAGUGAGAGAGUGAGAGAGUGAGAGAGAGAGAGAGAGAGAGACAGAGAGAGAGAGAGAGAGAGAGAGAGAGAGAGAGAGAGAGAGAGAGAGAGAGAGAGAGAGAGAGAGAGAGAGAGAGAGAGAGAGAGAGAUAUUGAGUGGAUGAUUUAACAGAGAGAGCUGUGGCUUCUCAGGCUGACAGGCUCAUUUGAACUGGAUCUCUGGGAGAGAGGAGAUCUGGACUGGGUGCCAUGCUAAUAAGCUUCUCUGUCUUUAUUCAGACCACAGACAGCCUUUAUACUCCAGUACACACAGGCAACACUGUAUGAUCACUGGAGAGGCAGAGAGAUAUAGUGCACAGCCCUGUAAUAUUAAAUAAGACAACCACUUGGCAAACAUUCUUCCCCCAGUAUGCCUAAGAGCUUAUCUCACUUGGUUCCUCUAAAAUGUAUUACAACAUUUGUACACAGUUGUUUUCUAUAUUCUCUCUCCACUGUCCUCAUUUCCUCUAUCCUGAGCUAUUUUGUGUGUUUAUUUGCCCAGGAGAGAGAUAAGUUCUAUAUGUCUCGUAUUGUGGUGCUGGAGCUUCUGCAGGCUCUGAAGUUCAAGUCUCCUCUACCCGAUACUAACCUGCUACUGCUGGUCCAGGUAAACAGUAGUACAAUCAAAUCUACUUGUGGAAAAGACUUAAACCCCAAAGUACCCAAGAUGACUUCGCAUAUUUAUUUAUGUUAACUACAUCCUAUGUGUGUAUGUUGUCAGUUUGUUUGUUCAGAUAUUGGUACGAGGCUAGCAGAGUCUACUAUUCUAUCAAAGCACAUGAUCUCAUCACUUCCAGGGGUAAGACAGUACAGUACAUCAUACAUUACAUUGGUUCUCUGGGUCCCUUUAUGAUGACCUAAUGAAACCAAAUGAGAUACAGAUAUUUGCCAUUUGAUUGUUGCACUAUUCUCUCUCUUUUUCAGUGCACGACAGCAGCAAUGGAAUGCAUGAGGCAAUACAUCAGUGAACUUCUAGACUUCAUAGCGGAUAUGCACACACUGACCAAACUAAAAGUGAGUUUCCUCUUUACUCUGCCUUAACUCAUUCACCUAUCUUACAUAGGUCCCACCUCUAGCCAUCUUGUCAUGUGGGUGGGUGCUUAUAUUUGUCCUAUUUCACACAUGUACAGGUCUGUAUUAUAUGCAGGUGUGAAUUGGGAAAAUGUUUGCAUAUCCGAACUCUCCCUGAGACACCCUCGGAGAGUGGGGUCACUGCCAGGACCUAGUCAUGUGACCUACCCUGUGAUCAUGUGACACUCUCUCUCUCUCCAGAGCCAUAUGAAGGCGUGUUGUCAGCCGCUGCACGAGGACACGUUCGGAGGGAACCUGAAAGUGGGCCUCGCACAGAUAGCUGCUAUGGAGAUCAGCAAAGGCAAUCACCGUGACAACAAGGCAGUGAUCCGUUAUCUUCCCUGGCUCUACCAUCCCCCGUCUGCCAUGCAGCAGGGGUGAGAGGCACCGACAGUUACAGCACAGAUGUCACUUUCAGUGAUCUCACUAUUUAUAACCAUGAAGAUAGAACUAUAUGUCAUAAAUGGUGUAGCAGACUUGACCAGUUAGAUUUCUGUAGUUUUUCACUAGAAGUGCUUCUAUACGGCAUGAGAAUAAAUUGUGAGUCUAAUAAGACUGUAAUGUAUGUUCAAAAAGCGUUUAACCUCUGUCCUCUCCCUAGUCCUAAGGAGUUCAUUGAGUGUGUGUCCCACAUCCGCCAGCUGUCCUGGCUGCUCCUGGGCUCGCUGACCCACUAUGCCCUGCACCAGGGCUCCACCUGCUGUAUGCCCAUCCCCCUGGACGCUGGCUCACACAUUGCUGACCACCUCAUCGUCAUCCUCAUCGGCUUCCCUGAACAAUCCAAGGUCUGGACAAUGUCUAAAUGUUAAAUGCAUAAAUGUUGAAGUAAAUGCUACGUAAACUUCUGAAGAUUUUAUUUAUCCUCCCUCAACCAAAGUCUAGGAUGAGAUAAAGACCAAAGUGUCUCUUCCUUCCCUCCUCUGUCUGCAGACGUCAGUGCUGCACAUGUGCUCCCUGUUCCAUGCCUUCAUGUUUGCGCAGCUGUGGACCAUUUACUGUGAGCAGUCGGCGGCCACUCCGGCCCUGCAGAACCAGAAUCAGACAGAGUUCUCCUCCAACGCCAUCCUGACCGGCCUGGAGUUCUGGAGCCGUGUUACACCCAGCAUCUUGCAGCUCAUGGCCCACAACAAAGUGGUGAGGAAGAUCCACACGCGUAUCUGUCAGCUGCUAGAGGGGUGUGCUGGAAAGAGGAUGUGCUUGGAGAUAUGUGCAACAGUUGAAUAUGAAACGUAGGGCCUACCGAGUGGCGCAGCGGUCUAAGGCACUGCAUCGCAGUGUUGCGGCGUCACUACAGAUCUGGGUUCGAUCCCGGGCUGUGUCGCAGCCGGCCGCGACCGGGAGACCCAUGAGGCGGUGCACAAUUGGCCCAGUGUCGUCCGGGUUAGGGGAGGGUUUGGCCGGCCGGAAUGCCCUUGUCCCAUCGUGCUCUAGCGACUCCUUUGGCGGGCUGGGCGCAUGCACGCUGACACGGUCGCUAGUUGUACGGUGUUUCCUCCAACACAUUGGUACAGCUGGCUUCUGGGUUAAGCGAGCAGUGUGUCAAGAAGCCUUGGCUUGGCAGGACAUUGCUGUUAUGUAAGGCCGGGAUUCAAUCCGAUCGCGCUUUGUCCACAAUGCAUGUUUUAAAGGCAAUGUUCCUGCGUUCGCGGAGACCACAUUCACGGUAAAUGUCGGCCCAAUCGGAAAUAACCUUUAAAGCAUUGUCCAAAUACGCAGUCGGAUUGAAUCCCAGCCUAAGAAUCUGCUUUGCUACGAUAUAUUUUUAUUGAUAUUUGGAAGCAGGGUGAUCAUAAAUCAUGUGCAGUAAUACAAAUGUGUUCUUUGUAACUUUCCAAGAUGGUGGAGAUGGUGUGUCUACAUGUCAUUAGCCUGAUGGAGGCUCUACAAGAAUGCAACUCAACCAUCUUUGUGAAGGUAAGGGGGGCAUUUCCCCAAAUUUUCCCCAAACAUUUGAUUUUACACUUUAUUUUGCCUCUUCAUGUUGCUUUCUAUUUCAACUCAAAAUUCCCCUCUUCUCUCCAUCAGUUAAUACCUAUGUGGUUGCCCAUGAUUCAAUCUAACCUAAAGGUAAGAGUUAAAUUGCAAUUCAAAUAUGACUUGUAUUAUGUUUAUAUAUGGAUAUAGAUGCUCAGAUUUUCUUCAGAACAAAAAACUCUCAACCUGUCCCAUGCAGCACCUGUCUGCAGGGCUACAGCUGCGGCUGCAGGCCAUCCAGAACAGAGUGAACCACCAGUGUCUGCAGGGCCAGGCGGCCGGGGCCCUGCCCUUCGCCCUGCGCAAGUGGCUGCAGUGCACCCAGUUCAAGAUGGCCCAGGUGGAGAUCCAAUCAUCCGAGGCUGCCUCGCAGUUCUACCCCAUGUGACCUGCCUACCUCUCAGUAUGGGAGAUCAUCCGAGACCCAGUCCUCCUCAGGACCAGCAUGCAUCUGUCUGCUGCCUGCCUGUCCAUAAACAUCAGGAAGUUGACUCCUGCAUAAACUGACUCUUGCCGUCUUAAGACUCUGCGUCUGACGUAAUCAUCUUCAGCACCUUCUAAACUUUGUAUAUCUAUACUACUCUUUCGUGCAAUGAAAGGAUAGGUAAGUACAGGUUGGGCAGGUGUGCAGAUGCAAGGGGAUCACAGUACUGUAGAUAACAGCAUAGGUGUCCAACAUGCUGUGUGCCGCAUCAGAGGUCAGAACAGAUGGAGAGAAUAUCUAUCAGCAGAUGAUAGAGUGGAAGAGUCUGGAUGAGGAAUGCUGAAGCUCAGACUUGUUCACUUGGUGAUGCUCAUGGUCUAUAGCGUUAUGUUCAGUUGCUUGGAUGCAAGCCUGAUAAAAAUAAUAAAAUCAAGCCACAUUUUCUAAAUAUAUGUCUAUCUUGUUGUCUCUGUCAUUUCUACAGAGAGCAGUUAAAAGUGCACAAAGUGUGAUAUGAUUGUACAUCUGCACAGUAACUACUACAGUAUACAGUGGGGGAAAAAAGUAUUUAGUCAGCCACCAAUUGUGCAAGUUCUCCCACUUAAAAAGAUGAGAGAGGCCUGUAAUUUUCAUCAUAGGUACACGUCAACUAUGACAGACAAUAUGAGAAAAAAAUUUCCAGAAAAUCUCAUUGUAGGAUUUUUUAUGAAUGUAUUUGCUAAUUAUGGUGGGAAAUAAGUAUUUGGUCAAUAACUAAGGUUUCUCAAUACUUUGUUAUAUACCCUUUGUUGGCAAUGACACAGGUCAAAGGUUUUCUGUAAGUCUUCACAAGGUUUUCACACACUGUUGCUGGUAUUUUGGCCCAUUCCUCCAUGCAGAUCUCCUCUAGAGCAGUGAUGUUUUGGGGCUGUCGCUGGGCAACACAGACUUUCAACUCCCUCCAAAGAUUUUCUAUGGGGUUGAGAUCUGGAGACUGGCUAGGCCACUCCAGGACCUUGAAAUGCUUCUUACGAAGCCACUCCUUCGUUGCUCGGGAUCAUUGUCAUGCUGAAAGACCCAGCCACGUUUCAUCUUCAAUGCCCUUGUUGAUGGAAGGAGGUUUUCACUCAAAAUCUCACGAUACAUGGCCCCAUUCAUUCUUUCCUUUACACGGAUCAGUCGUCCUGGUCCCUUUGCAGAAAAACAGCCCCAAAGCAUGAUGUUUCCACCCCCAUGCUUCACAGUAGGUAUGGUGUUCUUUGGAUGCAACUCAGCAUUCUUUGUCCUCCAAACACGACGAGUUUAGUUUUUACCAAAAAGUUAUAUUUUGGUUUCAUCUGACCAUAUGACAUUCUCCCAAUCCUCUUCUGGAUCAUCCAAAUGCACUCUAGCAAACUUCAGACGGGCCUGGACAUGUACUGGAUUAAGCAGGGGGACACGUCUGGCACUGCAGGAUUUGAGUCCCUGGCGGCGUAGUGUGUUACUGAUGGUAGGCUUUGUUACUUUGGUCCCAGCUCUCUGCAGGUCCCCCCGUGUGGUUCUGGGAUUUUUGCUCACCGUUCUUGUGAUCAUUUUGAUCCCACGGGGUGAGAUCUUGCGUGGAGCCCCAGAUCGAGGGAGAUUAUCAGUGGUCUUGUAUGUCUUCCAUUUCCUAAUAAUUGCUCCCACAGUUGAUUUCUUCAAACCAAGCUGCUUACCUAUUGCUGAUUCAGUCUUCCCAGCCUGGUGCAGGUCUACAAUUUUGUUUCUGGUGUCCUUUGACAGCUCUUUGGUCUUGGCCAUAGUGGAGUUUGGAGUGUGACUGUUUGAGGUUGUGGACAGGUGUCUUUUAUACUGAUAACAAGUUCAAACAGGUGCCAUUAAUACAGGUAAUGAGUGGAGGACAUAGGAGCCUCUUAAAGAAGAAGUUACAGGUCUGUGAGAGCCAGAAAUCUUGCUUGUUUGUAGGUGACCAAAUACUUAUUUUCCACCAUCAUUUGCAAAUAAAUUCAUUAAAAAUCCUACAAUGUGAUUUUCUGGAUUUUUUUUCCUCAAUUUGUUUGUCAUAGUUGACGUAGGUGAAAAUGACAGGCCUCUCUCAUCUUUUUAAGUGGGAGAACUUGCACAAUUGGUGGCUGACUAAAUACUUUUUUUCCCCACUGUAUCUUAACUAAGGUUUAUGGGAAAACUAAAUGACUGCAAGAGGAUAUGUUAAACCCAAAGACUGUAUAGGAACCACCCAUAUCCUAGCUCAGAACAAACCAAUAGCAAUCAUACUGUAUAUCUUAUCAGUAAAUCUAAUUAGACUUUAGGGCUCCCGUCUCACCUCUCCCUCUGCUCAGUUCAAACAGGUUGCCUCUCGCCAUCAGAGCCCAGAUCAAUCAGACACAAUGUGGGUUGCAGUAGCAACAGCGUUGUAACUUGAUCAGGAUGAAACCAGACAGCGGAGGUAAACAAGACAAGGUAGUCCGUGUUGACCGCCCCCUGUAGAGCCUAGCCAUCAUUUGCCACAGACACGGACUAAACACAAUUACCUCUGGUCUAAUGUUGUUUGUCAUGAUCCAUAAUCACAUUAUGGAAAGGGCACUUGUAUGGGAAUACCAUGUCACAUGACAGCUGGACUAUACUGUAUAUUUAAAUCCAAGCUUGAUCUCACUCACUUUUUUUCUCUACAUUGUUCGCCUUUAUUUUAAAGUUUAAUUAAAAAGCUAUUAGAUACCGUGGUUACAUUAGCAAAUGUAAAGUAGUCAGUUGUCGUCGGAAACAAAAGGAAAACAAGCAGGGUAGAAUUAGAUGAGUCCUGUAGAAUUUAUAAUAUUUCAUAACUUCUCUACGCCUGUACUUUGUAAAGGGAUCCUCUAUAAUAUGAGAGGCGUGUGUCAAAUGAGUCACCAGCUUUGAGUGCUGUCUGAUGAUAUCACACACACACUGGUGACUCCAUCCCAUCAAUCUCUGGGCUUUGCUCAUCAAAUAGCCACUCUGUAACAGUGUUCCUAUGUGUGUGUGUGUGUGUGUGUGUGUGUUUAAUCAACUGAAGUCCCCUUGCACCGGGGCUGCAUCUGCCAGCCGUCGCCACCGUCAUGAUCGUUUGAACUUGCAACUCUUUUUUAAAGAACCUCUCUCAUUAGCAGCUGCUUAUGUAAUCAACGUCCCACAGGUACCCAGUACUCUCCCUGCCACGGCCUGCCUGCCUACCUCCUCCUGGAGGACCAUAUGGGAGCACUGACCUGAUGAGCAGGCAGCCGGAGAUCUAGUAGGUAAUUAAUGCUGACCAAGGUCUCUCAGGCAGAGAGUGUCCUCGGAGCAAGCAGCCCUAGAUUGUGAAGGUCAUCUUUGAGACACACACACACAGCAGCAUGGACAUGCAUGGAUUUUCCCUGAUUAAAAGGGUAGCCUGUUUACUGCUCGACAGCAAACAGUUCAGCCUUGAGCUAACAGCCACAAACAAGAGACACACAGAAGCACUCACUGGAUGUCUAAUAAGUAUAUACUCAUAUAACCAAUAGUGCAAGUGGCCUCUGAUUGGUCAUAAUCAAUCAAUAGCGCAUAAGCAGCCUAAACUGUAAAGAAUGGAUCGAAUUUGCUGCUAAACAAAUAACCGAGGUGAUUAUUUUCCCAUUUACCCUGGUGAAAUACAUUGUCUUUUAUCUGGGCGAACCACACAGAGCUUGUUGAGAUAGAGAGGAUCCCUGGCCUUCCUCUUCAGGCCUGUCAGAUCUUCUUUAUUACAGAGCAACUCAGAGUGCCCUGGCUGGACAAUGCAUGAAUGUUUAAAUUGCCCAGAGUGUCCAAUGGCAUUAUCAUCAAGUGGCACAUCUAAAGCAGGAGAAGGCAGACUACUGUAUGGUCUCUCAUUCACAUUCCUCUGGCUCUGUUGUGCCCUCCCUCCCUCACUCCCUCUCUACAUGGCUCAGCUUGGACCCUGAUGGAUUUCUCCCCCUCUGAAGUAGUUGUGUUUCAAAUGGUCUCCCCUUUUAAAGGAGAAAAAUGCUCAAGAAUAUGGACUAAUUAAUUCCUUGAUGACCUACCAGAGCCCAUAGCUUUUCCCAAUUAUAUUAUUAUCUAUUGACAACAUUUAUGAGGAGUAUGCUGUACAUAUUCCCAGAUUGUGUGAUUUGGGUUUGUCAGCUGCUCUAUUCAGUCACGCAUGUGGGUCACAAUGGCCAGAGUGGUAGCAGAGCAGAAGUGGCUGACCAGUCCUAUGUACAUACUGUAG
Messenger RNA from Coregonus sp. 'balchen', 49071 nucleotides. The record is from the annotation of a GenBank genome assembly. Lineage: Eukaryota; Metazoa; Chordata; Actinopteri; Salmoniformes; Salmonidae.